Molecule: messenger RNA, 45502 nt
Organism: Xyrichtys novacula (pearly razorfish)
Lineage: Eukaryota; Metazoa; Chordata; Actinopteri; Labriformes; Labridae
Source: the annotation of a GenBank genome assembly
GGCGUGGGGGAUAUGAAUGUCAAAAGAAACAAUGUAAGUGUUUCUGCAGGUUUUCAGGACUUUACUGUCUAUUUAUGAGCCCUCUUAAGACAUUUCAGCCGUGAAAUCCAAGAGAAAAGCAGAAACAGAUGUCUGAAAUUCGCACUCUCUGUAUAUAUGUAUCAUGAUUCAUCACAUACUACGACUUAGCAGCUGAAUUUAACAUGAACAAGAUACUAACAGGUUAACUGUAAAACUUUGCCCAGCUGUUCUCACCAGCGUUACAUCUGGACUUUAUGCGACAUGCUUAACUAGCCACUUCCAUUUUAUACUUUUGGCAGUUAAAUCAAUUACUGACUAUGCUUCAGACUGUUAAAACUGCACUAUUCGGCACUGUCAGGCCUCAUAGUCACACAUUCAAUUAGAGGUUGAAAUAUGUUGUGUGCAAUAUGAGAGGAUGAGGGGCUGUCUGCAAAUUAGGGCCGGGACCUUGAGGGAAAAAUAAUCAAUGGCAGAAAAACUCAAAAACAAAACAGAAAAUAAAAAAGGGGGAAAAAGACAUCAUGAAAUGUUUUGGUUGUUGUACAGUAAAUGACAUGCAUUUAUAUUUAUUUGCUCAGCUAACCCGUGAGAAUGACUUAAGUUCAGUUGUUAUCGAGGGAGCUGGACUAAAUGUCAAAUGAUCAUAACUCAUAUCCCUGGAGUUGCAAGAACAAACAGAAAUAGGCUUUGCUUCCUUUCUUUCUUUGGCAGUGGCAGCAUGUCAUGUCACAGUUUAACCUAUUAUAGUUUCCGGUUAAUUGUUUUAUUCUUAAGAUGAAAAGUAUACCAGCUUUUAUAUGCUAACAUGCACCAAAACGCAUAAGCUGAGAUGUUGGGAAAACAAUUGAAAACUUACAAACACAAAAUUCAAUCAAGCAAAAAACUUGCAAAGAAAAAAAACAGUAAAUUCUUGUUAAGAUAGGAUAACAUCACAGGAGGCCCACUGUGUCCACAAAUUCACAGUAAAAAUAAUCAAUUAAAGUUGCUCUGAUAAAUUUUUGUUUACGAUGAUUUUAAAAUUCCCCAUGGUCGGAGUUUUCACCUUAUCAGUGAUGUUUCCCUGUAAAAGCCAAGAUAGUAAUUCCCAAAUCUAAAAUCUGAUCCCGCUGCGUUUUAAAUAUUGACCACUAACAGCAAAUAUGUGCUUCUGGAAAUGUAAAAUAAAAUCAGUUUCUUCAGCAUGCUGUCAGUCAUCUGGUCUAACCCUUGCAGCUGCUACAGGCAGUAAAAAGUGUAGUGUUCACAGUUACGGGGUUUAGGGGUGUAUAAGUGGGGCCAUGGCCACCCUAGAAUGUGAUUGGCCACCCAAGAGACACCUAGAAAUUGAAACUGUAAUUGCCAAUUUGCUGUUAGAAUUUGUGCUUAUAUUGAAAUCAACACAUUGGGCUUUAAUUAAAGGGAUAUUUCAGUAUUUUUGAAGGAAGGUUGUAUAUCUGAAAGAAGUGUACGAGCCACAGUUGCUUCUUCACAUUUCAUUAUGACGAUUUUUCUUUUGUUGACUACUGUAAAAACCCAACUUCUACCAGAUCCAUGUUCUGUCCAUCUCUGCUCUUCUACAGUUUGGGUUUUUGCCCCCUGGUCGGAUAACAUCCACCAACUGAGUUUUCAAAGUGCAGUAAGGAGCAGCACCGCUGGCUGCUAGAGUGGUAAGACCGAGGAUUUUCUACAUCAAAUACAGGAUCAAUAGUUUUUUAUGAGCUUCUCGUCCAUGUUGUUGUCAUUUGCCCUUAAAUCCUCUUGGCUGUUGACUUUAGAGCUGGAUUUGCAGAUGUUUUGUUGGUGUUGCCUGAGCUGAUACGGGGGCAGAAAGCCAGCGAAGCCUGUGAAAGCACGUAUGCCUAUCAGCUUUGCUGGUGGAGUGGAGACGGACCGACCAUGGAUUUGGUGGAAGUUCCCUGAGACCAGCAUCCUCUAAGUCCAUAAAGAAGUAGAUUCAGAAGAUUUAACUGAAGCCUGUCUGUUGAGUUACAUUUAAAGGGUCAAAGACACCGCAACACCAAGUUAGACAUCUCUGUCGAGAGAUGAAUGUUCCCAAUCGCUUGCAUCUCUAGUACCAAAUUUAGUAACAACUGCAGGAUAGCAAUACACAGCAGUCUGAGGAGUCAUAAACAAACCUCAACCAAAACGCCACUCUAUAGCCACAAAUAAUGUUCAAAACAGCACCUAACUUCAUCAACAGUACAUAUAGGGUCCUAGCCACAGCACUAGCCACCAAACUUUUUAACUUUGUCUGAUUUCCUCAGCAAAGAGACAAAACAAAAUUCACCUACUCUCUUCCAGUAGCCGCUUGUUUGUAGCGAGACCUCAGGCAAGUCCAUUACAGCCUGCUCCGGGGUGACGCAGCUCAAGGAAGAACAUUUAUGAUCAUUACUUUAUAAUUUCCUUGAAGUAAUAGUCAGCAUUUGAAUCAUUUUGCACUGCAGACGCGGUAGUUCUUCUGCCUAACCGUCUCGGUCUGAUUGCAUUUCGUUGAAGAAAUGAUCAUAAUUGUUCUUCCUUGAGCUGCGUCACCCCGCUGUAGUCCAUGAUGGACUGGCCAGAGAUCUCACUACAAACAAGCGACUGCUGGAAGAGAGUAGGUGAGUUGUGUUUAGUAUCUUUGCUAAAGAAAUUAGGCAAAGCUAAAAAGAUGCUUGGUAGCUAGUGCUAUGGCUGGGACCCUAUAUGUACUGUUGAUGAAGUUCGGUGCUGUUCUGAGCAUUAUUUGUGGCUAUAGAGUGGCGUUUUGCUUUGAGUGCUUGGCUCUCUGUAUUGCUAUCUGCAUGUAACAGUGUGUUUGACCCAAAAUUAAUUUUACGCUGGAAUAUCCCUUUAACUGUAGCCUGCCUGGUGAGUUACAUUUAAAAGUUAAAAUUAUAUCCAAGUAAAUGGCAUUUUUUUUAUUUGUUUGUUAUACGAGUCAAAAAUAGUGGAUUGUGAUUGCUCUAGCCUUGGCCACCCCUAUGAAAGUCAAUGCCCCAGUUUGGCCACCCCUGACAAAAAAAAGUCAUAAAAAUCCUCAUAUGUAUUUUUGCAAGUCUUAAAAAAACAUCAUUGUUCAUUUCGAUCUUUUGCACAACCGAUUAAAAAAUAAUUACGGUGGUUUCAAGAUCCAAACCAUUUCUUUCGUAUGGGGGUUAUCUGCAGAAUUUAUCAUAAAUGCUCUGAUUUCUAUAUCAGUGUAGUUUCCCGCAGCUCUAUGAAGAGGACUGGAACAGCGGUUUCACCGAAUGAACUUCUGCCAGCCUUAAAAGUAAGUACAGUGAAAUAUAUGAGACGUCAGCCCAUCACACUGUUCACCUGAACGUGCGCCCUGGAGCUUCUCAGACGCUGCUGACAGCAAGUGCCGCUGACAGGGUCACUUCUCAACGCCGCCCUGACGGAGGAGGUUCGGCGGACAGGGAACUUCAGAGGGCUGAUUCACCGCUCGGCUACAUGUCAUAGGCUCUAUAAAAUGGGACCCCCCCUCUGUGGAUCACACACUUGACCAAUUGCGCCGCGCAAGAGUCUGAUGGCUCAUUUGAAUUCUGCGAUCCUCAGUGGGUAGAUGAGGUACAGUAUAAUAGAUAGUUGUAGUGAAUGGUGUGUGCGUGAGUGUGUGAGUGAGUGAGUGAGUGUGUGCGUGUGAAUGUGCACUCCUAGAAUAGAAAUCCAAAGGAAGAAGGAGAGAAGAAGGAGAGAAGAAGGAGAGAGGCGGGAUCGGUGUGUGCCUUUGCUGAAAUCCAGGGUGAAGCAGAUAGACAGUCAGGAGCAGAUCGAUCAGCACUUCGCGCUCCCUUUGAGGAAUUGAUGGAUGUUUGAUCAGUGGAUGGGAUGCCCAUAUAUAUCAUCGACCGAAAAUUUCCCGACACAUCUGGUAAGUCGUUCACGCAGCCCGAGCGCUUCUUAUAACGCUGUGCCAUCUGUGCGCGUUUUUUCCACUCUAAUGUGUUUGAGUGUGUGUGUGUGUGUGUGUGUGUGUGUGUGUGUGUGUGUGUGUGUGUGUGUGUGUGUGUGUGUGUGUGUGUGAGCCCGCGCGCGCCAGUGCACUAUUUUUUGCGUAUGCGCGUGCCGGCUUGGCGACACGGGCCGGGGCAGCGUGCACCAGUUGAUCAUGUCACCCCCCCUUGGAAUUCCCGACGUGCAACAGGAGAUGAGGAGCUGGCAUGUAUUGAACUGCGUCUUGCUCAGUUGCAGAUGACCGCAUGUUGUGUGUGUGCGUGCGCGUGUGUGUGUGCUGCUGCAGCCUAUCUUAAGUUUUAUUUUCCCAACUAACUGUCCUUAUCCCAUUUGUUUUUGUCCCCUGUUUUCCAGCUGCUUUGGCAAGGAGAACGUUUAGAGCUCCAAUGCCCCCUUUAAAAGUUAAUUCUUUCUAUUCCAAUCAUGCUGCUAUCCAAUAAAGCGAUGGAAAGCAAUUUAAGAGGUAGACUUCACCCCAGCCAGAUUACAGCACCUUUGGGCAUCAAGUCUCCUCUCACAAAAAAUGAUCCUAAAGCAAUUCUAGUCUUCGGCGUGUGCAGCUGUAGGCCCCAUGCUGAAAGAGAUGUCCCACUGAAGGUGUUAUUUUAAGUUAAAGUAGGCCACAUUCCUGCACUUAUUCAAACUCAAUUAGGUACAUGGCAUGUUCAUAGCUCACAUGGAUGUAGGUUGUUAAAAAGAGUGACUCCCUGCAAGCGGUUUCCCAUUGAGUCGAGUGUAUGCGUGUGUGUGUGCGUGCUGACACGUGUGUUUUUCAGGUGUCCCGGUGAAUGAUGGGUUUAAUUUUGGAGGCAUUUGUGAGGUCUCAGAAGACAUGGGGACAUUUUUAUGCUUUUAGAUAUAUCAUGACGGUCAGACAGAGAGUAGCAAAAACAAGAAGGAGGGCUUUGACUUUGGUGGUCCUUGUCUUUAACAUGCGGGGGCAUGGCAGCACGACUUUGAGAGCACUCAGAGGGAACAGCAGAGUCACAAUGUCAAAAGUUCGGACUGUGAGUACGACAUGCAACAAGAACAGUAACAAUAGCAACAAAAGAGAACACGGUUUAGUCAAAAAGACGUCAUUUCACCCCUUUAAGGUGUCAGUGUUAUGCAAGAAAGGUUUAACCCCGAAACAUUCAGAUAACUUGAAACUUUUAAAAGUUUUAUAACGGACUAAAAUGAACAGAGAUGAUACUUUAUGACCCAUAAAGGAACAUUUGACCAUUGACAAAAGAUUGAUCAUAUCCCCCAUGCUGUAAUUUUUCAUCUCUGCUCAUGAUGUCCCCUUUUCGUCCUUCACUUAUCGAGGCCAAAAAGAAAUGAAAUCCAUUCACAAUAUCAGAAUACUUGGAGAAAAGAAAAUCCAACACAAUUAGUCAGAUUAAAGAAAUACAAGUCAAGUGUUUCUUCAUAAACUUCGCUAAUAAAGGCACUCGACUUCGCUCACUGUCAGCUUUCAUUUUUAUGCUCAAAGUUAUAUAUUUUCCCCGUUGGCAGCGCUUUGACAGAAACUUCUCAGGAAAAGAGACUGUCCCAUAAAACUGAGUGUGAUGCUUUUAUUUUGACAUUUUUACAGUUGCGCCUGGAGCUUUCUUUAAUCUCUUUACUUUCAAAACAUGCUUUUAAUUUGGAGGAUGCACUAUUUCUGGUAGAUUGUAAGUUAUAGGACCGAAUAAAAAAAGCAGAUAGUACAAACCGGAGAGGCACUGUUUUUAGAUUUACUCUCAAUUUUGGCACAAAAGAGUCUACAGCCUCUAAAUCACACAACUGGAGAAAAGAAACCCUCUGUUUUGUCCUUCAUCCACUGCGAGAAUUAAAAAAAGGAGUGAUUCAUUGGAAAGAAAGCAAAGCAUGACUCAGAUGUGACAAAACACUUUGUCCACAGGGGGCGCCAAACACAAACUGAAAGUUUCCUACAGGGGUUUUUAAUGAGGAUUGACUGCAUGUGCACAUGUGGAAUGAUAAUAAAUGAUCCAACGCACAUGAUGACUAUGAACACAUAUCGAAAAGGUUUCUAUGGCUACCAGGGUGAAAAGUAAACGUUAAUCCUGCACUUAUUUGACAGCCAUUUUUAAGGUACACUCAGCGAAAAACAGUGCAUUACAGUCGCCAACAAAAAGCUAAAAUGAGGGCAGGAGGAUGCACACUCAACACUCACUGCAUAACCGUCAGCCAGUUAUUGCUACCAGCUCUACCUGGCUCCCCUUGUUAUCACUGUUUGCCAAGUUUUAAUCAACUAUGUCAGCAUACAGGGGUCGUAUACCUCUGAGCUGAAGCACACUCUCCUUUUAUCUGCUUUUGAGGGGAAUAAUGCUCUUUUUUGUGCCAUAUCUCUAAGCCUUCUUGUUAUCAUCACACUACCUAUAAAAUCCUGCGUUUAUAGCACCUGCAGAAAAAAAAAUCAUGCAUUUAAGUUCUAUCCCUGCACAGAUGGGACUGAAUUUACCGCUGGAAAAAAUUACUUGGAAGCGAAACCUUUGUAAAAAUGAUUGCAGUGCUCUUAUCACCCUUGAAAGAACAACUUAUCAUCAUUUUAAAAGACAAAAAUGUGUUUUCAGACACAAUGAUGAUGUGAGCAUACUUUCGCUGGUUGAAAUCAGGCCAUGGAUGUCCAGUUCUGAUUUUCCACCAGAUUCCAGCUCUAAAAAACCCGUUUGGGGCUCGCUGGGUUUGUCGAACAGCAUGUCACUUAGCAUUAUGAGUUAUGGAAAGUGCUUUUAAGUGAUAUGCAGUUAUUGUUUAAUGAGAUUCAUAGACCUAAAAUACCCCAGACCUCAGAGCAGAACACACUAACAUGAUUUAGGACCUCUCAGUGUUCCUCUUUGUUUUUAUGGCUAACCGCCUCCCCUCCUUCUCCCUCUUUUAGCACAUUCCUCAACUUCAUCUUUAUGUCCCUUUUCCUUUUUCUAUAAAUUUCACAGAAGCUUCAUAUUUUUGGAAUGCAACGUGUCAGUAUAACAGCGAGGAAAUAUAUUGUACUGCCUCUACAAUGCUGACAUACACACACACAGGGUUUUAUUGGAGCUGUGGGAUGGCUGUCACGGUGAUGUGUUUGCUCACAGGAUAGGCGAGGGAAAAAAAAAAAGUUAAAGUUUUUGGCCUCUCUUGCAGCUGGUGAUAGGUUGACAGGAAGUUGUGAUUAACAUAUCAACUUGUGUCUUUCCUCUGUCUCAUUAAUUCCUCCUUUUAUGCCACCACUCAACUUAUCCUGCUGUGUUUUGAGUUGACUUAACGUCUCUCGUGGAAGAACAUAAGUCACAGGCACAACAUUGCGUAUCUAUUACCCGGGAUAAGGCCGCCACUUUCUUUUGGUGGAUCUAAUGACCUGUAGUGAAGUCAUGCAUGCUGUAAUGCUGGUGUGGAGCAAGGAGAGCAGUGUGUUGUGUAUGGAGCAUGCAGUAAUGGCCAAUUACCGGGCUGGAUAAUGACUGUUACCUGAGGGAGUUUACAUUAGACCGUUGUUUAGUCAUGAAGAAGAAUCUUGGGGGAUUGACAUUCAAGAGGAGCUGUGUUCAUGUGUGUGAGGAUUUGUUUAUGUGUGUGUGUGUGUGUGUGUGUGUCCUCGUUCAAAGGAAGCCAACAGGCUGUGUCCUUUGGUCGGGGUGAUGCUCUCAUCUCCGCCAGCAUGCUGUGAGUCCCACCCAUCUGCACAGGCGCCUCAUGACACCAGCUUGUAAACGUGUGUGUGGGGGCGUGACUGUGUGUGUGUGUGUCGGUAAGGGAUUAAGGAUUAAUUGCCUUUAGAGAUAGAUUUAACUGCUUGUUACAUGAACUUUGUAAAGUUCUCACUUGGCCCCAGAGAGGAAAACAACAGUGUCGAGUGAGAAGCAGAGGGAAGGUCUGUCUUUGUUUCUGUCCCUCAGAAGUGUGUGUUACUUGUUUUUUUCUUUUUUUUUCCGCUUCGCCACCAGAGGCUAAGAACUUCCAUUGUUCUCACCUUUUGCUCCAAGACUGGUUCAGAAAAUACUGUGAGUCUUUUUUUUGCAUUUGUUUUCUUAUCACUGCAGUGUGCCUUUUAUCUCACUUUCCCUUUGUAUUUUCUCCUCUCAGCUGAUGCCCUAAAAAUCUUUACGCCUGACAGAAUGUUUGUUUUUUUCGUUGUCCAAAUUAAUAAAUCUCUGCUGCAGCUGAUGUGUUGCCAAAGUGUGAAGAAGUCCUCCCAUUUGAGGGGCUGCAGCCAGCGUGUAUUUGACAUUUUUGACUGACGAGUGCAAAGAUAAAUGGAUAUUCAGAAUUGGAUUUUUUAAAUGCUGCUGACGUGGUGAGAUUUUUCAGGGAAAGGUCAAAUGCACAAAUUCUUUAGAUGGUGCAGAUUCCUCGGUUCAAAGUCAGUCCAGAGAGAUGAUUCACACUUUAAAUAACGUGUCACCCAGUCCUAUUUUUCUGAUUUUCAGUGCAAGCUUGGAUUACUUCCGUCAGCAGCUAAUCUACCCCUUCAUUUCCUCAACCUCUUCCAAUUCUCCCUUCUUCCUCAGGUGAGUUGAUACAGUCGGCAGCUGAAGGAGGAGACCUGAGAAUGACAGAGACUAACCCCCCCAAGUCGGCUAAAAAGCCCCGCUGGACCUCUCUAGAGAUCGGCCUAAUUACCAUCGUGUCCUUGCUCUUCAUCGUUAUUGUCGCCCUCAUCAUCCUUUUCGCCACGCAGAAAACCGGUGAGUGUUAAAGAAAGAAAGAAAGGAUGGCGGAUGAAUAUCUGAAACCCCAGUGGAUCCUUAUUUAAAAAAUCCUCAUCAGACUGUGACAAAAAAACAGGGGGAUCCAAAAAGUUGUAUCAUGUAAUUAAAAACCUAUUUUAGGAGCCAGUGAGCACGGAGACAAUCUUUACUUCCCUCCUGCCGCCACAGUUUUAAGUGAACCUCUCAUAAGUUAUAAAGCUCACCGUCUUCAAACCGUGUCCAUAACUUGACUGUCACUUACAGCUCAGUUCAUGGUUAAUGGUUUCACAGCAAUUGAAAAGAAGACAGACACUCAAGCUGUGUGCUUUUAAAGCAAAGUGCAAAAGUACAACUGCUGAGCCAGAAAGAAGAAAAACAGCGUGCAAAGGUUCUUUUUUUACGGUUUCCUCUGUGUUCUCAGCAACAGCGUGUAACUCCAAACACUGUGAUAUUUCACAUUUCAGACUCCUGUGCAAACCACGACUCUCAAAUCUUGCUGCAAAUGCCACAUAAUGAGAAAUGGGAUCAUUUCCCCGUCUUUCUUCGCCACGGGGAACUGAUCGAACUUGCUUCAGAUCAAUGUCACAUAUGAGUGUCCCAUGGGGUUUCUAAUCAUUAACAUUGGGACUGCUGCUUUUCUUGCCUAUUGAACCAAGAAGAUUCAACUUGUCAAGUCAAUGUAGGAAAGUCAUCUGAUGGUAUGACAUUAAGAGAGAUGAUAAACAGUUUACCCACUCCAGAUUUAUGGAUUAACAACUGACUAAAGUCACAAUCAUGAAGUUCAGCAAAAAUCGACCAAAAAAACAACCUUUAGUCUCUUUAUUUCUGAUUAUACUUCCUGUUAUAUCAGGAUUAGGCAAGUGUCUUUUUGUCGAGUUAUUAUCCUAUUCUGUCUUGUUUUUGAUAAAUAUGUAAAACGCUGCGUCAGGGAAAUGAUGAAAUCCUUAAUCUGUUUGUCAGUGUUUGCAUCUGUGUGCUCACUCACCUGUGUGAACCUCAUGACGCAGCGUAUCUAAGGUCAUAUGCCUGUCAAGUGAUCAGUGUGUGUGUGCGUGUGUUUCUGAAUGUGUCAGACUGUGUUUGAUUAAGAGUUAAGCGCCUACAUUACCCCUGACAGGUGGAAAGGAGAACUUCUAAGCAGUUUAGAGUUGUUUGCAUGAAGGAUGAGAUGCAGAAAUAAAUCAAGGAAAAGGGGAACGGAGAGAAUGAGCAUUUGACAUGAUGACUGAUGACUGCAAAAAUCCCUCUGAGUGAUGAUUUGUUCUGCAUUUUCCCGUAGAUGAAAUCUGCACCACAGCUGACUGCACGCAGUCAGGUAAGCACUGUUUGUUUCCUUCUUUGUGCUUUCUUUAUUGUCUCAUUCUGAUGGCUUUGAUUUUUCUCAGAGGAGAACAGGAUGGGGGAAAAUUGAGACUGCAGCAGAAGCCAAGGGAAUACAGACAUGCUUUGAGGAAAAUGGCCUCUUCAACUGCGAACGCGUCGCCUCUUAAGUCAAAACAGUGAUCAAACAAACAGUCAUGAUCAGCAGGAAUGUGUCGCAAUGGGUUAUUGUCCUCAGAGCACCUCUGAAUAACAGUGCGAGAGGAGCUCAGCGCUGAGUAUGAACAUGUGUCUUCAGCUUAAACCCAUUAAGAAAUGCACGUCUAAAGCUGCAGCGUUUCAACAAAUCCAAGUUGUUAGACGUUAUCUGAAGGAGUUUGUUGACUGCGGUUAUGAGCUGAUCUGGGACCUUUUUAUACCUCACAGCCAGUUUGCCAUUUUCUCCCACUUAUCCGGGGUCAGGUGUGUGAGAUAUAAAAAUCUCUCCAAUGACUCCAGGGCCUACCCUGCAGUCAUCUCCGAAGCUGAAAGUGCCGAGAAAACUUGAGAGGGAGGAACCCAGAAUGCAUCCUAAUGAGACAUAGAGAAGUGCCAGUCUGGAUAUCAGUGUCAGGACUGUCUGAUACCGCACUAUGCAUGGAUAUGAUAUUCUAAGGAUGUAAGGGUAUCUAAAUCUCACAAUACAAUAAUACGAUGAUAACAAGUCAACAGUAUAGUAUUUAGCUUGCAAGGCUGUCAGGAUAUCAGCCCGGUGACAGAAAUGUGUUUGGAAUAGACACUGCCUCAUGAACGAUUUGUCAUGCUUUUAUUUUGAAGUGUAAGCUAUUUCCUGCAGAUUGUAAGUUACAGAUCUCAAUGAAAACAGUUAAAAAAAACAGUUCGAAAGUUUAAAUGUCUGCUGCUUCUUUUCCGUCAUCUCAAUGAGUGUGAAGGAUUUCUCCUACAAACUCACAAAAUUACAUGCUUCUUUUUUAUGCUUCAAAAAGAUAGUUUUUGUCAACACGGGUAUAUUGGGACAGCCCUAGCUCUCAUAUGAACAAAACAAAUGUAGUCUUAGAAUAAAAAUGGCAUGUCUAAAACUCUGAGUUGCUUGUAAAGUCCACCCAUCGUUGGUGAGUAAGGCACACUGCUUGCUCGAGGCUUUGUGUAACUUUAGCCUUUGUCUCUCUAGAGCUUAUAUUAGGAAGUUAAACUAGUUUAAAUUCCAAAUAUAAAAUGUCUUUUUUUUCAGAGUGCAAAAGUGUAAAGUAUGAUGAGCAAGCAUGGGAGGGAAGACCUAUUAUCCCAUACCAUGGUAGAACCAUGAUGGUACUGAAAGUAUUAAAGGUACAGAAGGACUGUACGAGUAAAUUCAGAUCAGCUAUGGGACAGACCCACUACCUGCACCUAAUUCGCUAAGUAUCGCAACAACCCCCCUGGUAGUCAUAUGUUGUCUUUAAUUGAGGAGUAUUUUCAGCACGCCAAGAGAUUUAAUUUCUACAGAGUCUACCGCUGUUUUCUUUAAAUGCAGGAUUAUGAGAAAAUGAGGAAGAAAAGCUGUUAAGAAGUGGUGCUGGAAGACUCAUCUUCCUCAUUAUGUAUUCAGCAUGCUUUGGCAGCAAAGCAGCUGCUUGUUUCUAUGGGUAAAACACUGUAAUGCAAUAGAGUACCUCUUUUAGCUUUUUAAACCGAUUGCACGAAUAAAGCUGCAUCUUGUACAUUUGAUUUAACGGCAAUGAUCCACUUUGAUAAUUUACCCUUUUUGCCUAAACCUUAACCCUUCCUUCUCCAAAACAGAAGCCUUAACAUCAACUUACUUUUUUCCUUCACUCAAAAGGUUUCAGAUGUUUGCUACCACAACAGAUGUUUUAUUGAUGCCGCUAAUCCGACCCAGCUCAAUCCAGCUUUAUUUGUAAAACGGCCUUCAAGCUUCUGAGCGCGCGGCUCAAAGUGCUUCUCAUAGAACAAACAGAAAAAAUUACAGCCUUUGUCAAAUAUAUUCAACAAAAAUGAGAGAGAUAAAAAUGAAAUAAUAUAGAAUGAAUCAAACAAAGUAAAAACAAUAAGAAAUACAAGAAUUGAUUAAACAAACUCAAAUAACUAUCAGCGAGUGUUUGAGAGAGGCAAAGACGAGCUGUUGUACUCUAUGUAUUUAUGUGACAAUCCCUAUAAAAAGUGCCAAGCUCCCGCUGACACUGUUAUAUUUGUCAGAGCUACAAAUAAUAAAGAAGUGCCACAUACAGAAAAGUGCUGAACAUUACAGUGGUACGAGCAAAGAUCUAAAACUUCCCUAGGGACUGCAAGCCAAGCUACCACUGAUGUUAACUUGAUACGUCUCUCCUGUUAAGUUCCUUUCUCUUGAAAACAAUCAAACCCAGUCAUUACAUAACUGAAUACAACAGUUUUACUUUGACAUGAAUGUUCUUCUGAGACUUAUCAGCAAAAACUUGAACUGUUGCUUAUACUCUUUCCUGUCUGGUUAUUAUACUGUAAUGACUCUGAUAUUAACCUUAUCUGCCUCUAAUUUGGCACCAACCCUCACUUUCAAGAAAUCAAGAUCAAUUCAAGCCCAUUUAUGACAAUCUAGUUUGACCAAUAUCACACUAAAACUGUUAUUAUGGAGUGGUUGUGUGGCCUUCUUGGCUAACUGAGUGACUUUUGGCAGUCUCAAAAUAAGGUGACCAGAUUUCUGUAAUGAAAUACGGGGACAUCCAGAGCGGGGGGAUCAUGGGCUGCACGACCACAAACAACAUCUUGGCACUACUUACUGGCAGUGUACGCCCCCCGUAAUAACCCCCUGUAAAAACAGUUGUUCAGGACUGCGUGCGGCAUGCUUACUCCUACCUACUCAGCUACCGUACUAACUGUUGUUCUAGUCUACACGCAACAUUUUUGUUCUCAUUCAUGAAAUGCUUAAAUCUGGGACAUUUCUGGGGUCAACUUUAGCCGGGGACAGGUCAUCCAAUAUGGGGACUGUCCCUGGAAAUCGGGGACAUCUGGUCACCUUAUCUUAAAAAACAUGACAAGAUAAGAUGCUAGCUAGCAAAACUUCCCAACACACAACCCCUCUUUAAAGAUACACUUCUUUCAAAGGUGGGGUAGGCAGGAUCUGAGGAAGUGCCAGUUUUGGAAGAAAUCUUGAAUGUAAACUCUAUCCCUCCCAACCAGUUUUCCCCUCAGCUUCUCCUCUCCCCUCCCUCUCUGCUCAAGCAAGCCCCGCCCACAAACAGACACUCCUGCUCGCUCGUAUCGUUCCAAUUAAAUUCAGAUAUAAUGCAGAUAAAUACUUCAGAUAAUUACAAAUGGGGCCCAGUCAAACUGAAAGUGAAAGCAUUGGUGCUACUGUAGAUGCCAACAGACUACCAGCAAACACAAUGUUUGCAGGACUUCUACAACUAGGAUAAAGUGACAUAGUCCAGGACCCGAGGUCAACAGUUUAGCAGCGCUACAACGAGCAUCAGGUCCCAUUUGACAAGAAACACUUCUGUUACAGACACUUGGUUUACUUUGUUAAAGCGGUUUACCUGUCCAGCAGAAAGGUAGCAGGGUCUGUAAGAUCCUGCAGGGUCCCCCAUCAUUUAUGCUAUGUUGACCCGGCUUUUUAGCUCUUGCUGGGCUUUUUAAGCGCCCAUUAUUCCGCCAGAGUCUCUGGUAUUCAUUUUCUUGCUUGUGUCGGCAGUCAUGGUUAAAGGAGGAUUCAGACAAUUUUCCGUACUUUCUGGUUGGUUUCCACUGUCCAAUAUUGUAGAACGCUAACUUUGUUUGGGCUUGUGAAUGACACGGGGGAACAGCAUCUGCCUCACAACCAAUCAGCACUAAGGAGCAGCGUUCGCCUCACAAACAAUCAGGUUGGGAGAGGCGGAGAAUGGCUUUGUUUACAGUCAGAAAGAGCGGGCUGCUCAAAAAAUUUAAAAUGUUGACUACACAGACAUAACAAAACACAAUGAUAUCGUUACAAAUGUCAUCAAUAACUAACAGCUAUUGACUGAUAUUGAAAGCAUUUUUGUAUAUACACCACAAAAAAAAAUGCUUCUUAAACGGAUUCCUGCCUACCCCACCUUUAACUCUGGAAAACACACAAACUAGACUAAAUGCUUGUAUCAUAAGGUGAAUGUAAGUAUCCAGUCAGAUCCUGUUUUCUGUUUUGCCAAUUAUCACUUUUCUAGGCUGUAGCUUAAGACAAACAAUCAUACGGUUCUGAAGCCUCUUCUCCUUUGUUUCCGUGCAGCGUCUCGCCUCAUUGAGAACAUGGAUACCAGCGUGGACCCUUGUGACAACUUUUACCAGUACGCCUGUGGAGGCUGGCUGAAAAAGAACAUAAUCCCCGAGACCAGCUCGAGAUACAGCACCUUUGACAUCUUACGAGAUGAGCUGGAGGUCAUCCUCAAAGGUCAGACACCCACAUGCACACGCCCACACACAUAAGCUAACAGACACACGAGGAAAGCUGCGGCACGGUAUGAGGAUGCGAUGACCUGGGGCUACUGUUUAUUUAUUAGAUUAAUGAGACAGUAUUAUUUUGUCUAUGAUGCACAGUUUUUAAGCAGUAAAUGGUGAAAAAGAGGACUAUUCUUUGUAGGCUGCAGCCGUUUAGACAUCUCAGAUGAUGUAAAGUGAGAAUUUGUGAACAGACGUGGGAUUAUCAGGGCAUGUGUGUUUGCAUCUGUGCGUGGAUAUGAUUUGUAGGCUGCCUCUCAAAGACGUCAAUACAUUGCAGUGGGAAAACCCUUAAUUGCUGGUUUGUUUGUAUGUCUCCGGUGUUUUGCCAGCCUUCAGCAAGCAAUCUUUUGACUGUCCUUGCGGUGUGGUUUGUUCAGAGAAGGUCAAGUUACAGCGUGUGUGUACCCUUGUAGAUUUGUGUUUUAGGGUCCUCACUUCACCUCAAGUCGUCUGUGAAGAGGCCAGUGGAGUUUCCAGCAGCGGGUGCUAAAUCUCGAACUGGCACAAACUUUCCACGGACAAGCAACACUCUUCAUCCACCAUAAAUUUACAAUUUAUCUGUCAGUCCUUUUCACCACAAUAAAGGGUUUUCAGAUUGGUUGCUUGGAAAACAGAAUGAUUCAGGAGGUUGCGAAAGAUUGAUCCUCAUUGGGAAAGGAAAACCAGGGUUUAAAGUGCAGCCGGUCUUGAUAAUUUGCACCAGCCUUAGGCACUAUAUCUGUUUAAUCUUGAUGGAAAAACACGCCGUCUCGUGUCAUGGAGUUACUCUUUUUUCCUUCCUCCCCUCUGCAACUUGCCCUUGACUUGUCCACUGAUGACACGCAGAUCAUUUUUCACACAAACUUGGAAGUUGGCGUUCACAGAUGACUGUGAUCCAAAUCCUACUUCUCAUAACGUGAAUAUUUGAAAGAAAAAGCAGCAAUAACAAUUCCUAAGCCAGCAUUUUUUUCUUAAACAUUGAACUUUUUUUUUUUACGAAACAAACGUCUUCAACAAGGCACGUCUCGCUACCAUUACAUCCAUUUAACUUUUAGAUGAAUACCUUUCAGCAGAUCGAUAAAACACUCAUUAAUGUGUAGAGACGCUUGUAAUAAUAUCACCCUUUUCCAAUGAAAUAUCUUUUUUUUUCAUCUAUGCUUAAAGAGGCAAAAGUCAAUCUAAAACCGCUCUAAACCGUAAUUAUAAAAGUGUGUUAUUGGAGUCCUGGCUCCCCUGGUCUCAUUAUUUUACAACAAUUUGCUUGAAAAUGAGAUUCUGUUUCAAACGUACUGAAAAUCACUGUUGAACACCUUUGAAAGCAUGUAAUUAUGACCUUAGACUGCCAUCAUGCCAUCACUUAUCUGCUGGGGAGCUUUUUUCAGAGCUUUGAGUUCAAGGCGUCUGCUGGACAGUGUUUACUGAGGGAGUAUAAUAACCAAGAAAGAGAUUAUUUUUCUCAUCGGCUUCCACAGAAAUGCGCAGUAUUUUUGCAAUGAUUUGUGCGACCUUCUGCGAAUCAAAAGACAGACAGCGAUAUAAGGCGCUCUGGCAUUAGCUUCACUUGUAAAACUAAGAGGAAUUAUACAGUUUUUUUCCAUUUUCAUAUUGUGACUGUAAGGGUGAAAAGACUGAAAAAGAGGUAUCUAGAAUGGACAGGUUAAGUAGAUGACUUUCCUUUAGCAGACAGGUGUUGGAGUGAAACAGUUCCAGUUGAGGAAUCUUAAUGUGUUGCAUCCAGGAAAAGAACAAAAACAAAGACAAAGGGGCUUUCUGGUGUUUAAAAGGGGAGGUAUUAUGCUUUUUUUAGACUCUAUAGUUCCUUUCUGAUACCUCUUUAAUACCUUUACGUGAUUUUAAGAUCAAAAAAGCCUCAAAUUUCUCAAAGUGGUGUAUUAAAAAAUCAUUAUUUGUCUGAAACACUUCAUUUUAGCUGCCGUCUCUUUAAGGCCGCCCCUCAAUAAGCCUACUUUUUCCUGAUUGGCUCAAUCUACAGAGGCUUUCCAAAAGCUAGCCAAAGGCAGAGCUCAAUGUUUUGGCCCUGCUCCUUCUAUUGUAGUCGACCAGUUUAGCAGGGGAGCAUUGAACCCCCAUAGUCAUCAUAUAUGUAUAGGGUGAGCAUACGAUCUCUUUUACCCAGACAUGUCCUCUUUUUUGGGGGCUAUCCAGCCUGUCUAGCCUUGUCUUUGGGAGUUUAUAGAAUCCUUUAAAUGUUCGGGGUUUCGUAUGGAAGUUUUGAGUUUGUGUCGCGUGGACUUACUGAGUUAGAAGCGCGUAAAAAAACAUUCAACCCGACCCGAAAAACUUGCAAAAUUAACUAGAUGUGACUCUAUGACCUCGCCCCCCGGGUAGUCGUGUCCUCUUUUUGGGGGGGGGGUCAGAAUAUGGUCACCCUAUGUUUGUGUCUAUGGUUACCCGGCUCCGCUGUGGGUGUCAACUCACACACUGAUGGAGGCGGCCCGUUCAACUUUGCGUUCAGCACAGAUGCACCAGUAAGGCGAAUCUAUAACUCUUAGAUCAGAAUUUUAGUAAAUCUCGCACAUUUUCGUGUUUGUCCAAGAUUUGAACAGUUUACAUCUGUUUUCUAAGAUUAUGACAACAUAUGUUUACCUCGAUUUAAAGCUUUAAGUACAUGUAGUAUGGACACCAAACUUUGUAACUUUGUAGUUUUUCUUGUAAAUGCUAAAAAGAAUGAUACCCCCCCUUUGAGUAAAGUGCUGCAAAUCUCUACACAUCGCCUACACUUACACCAAUUUCUUUUGUUCUUAAAGUUAGCUAUAUUUGAGCUGAAAUGGGACCAUCUGCCAAUCAUGGAUUUCUCAAUAAAAAGCCGAGCUUCCCCUGUGAGUGAUACACUCACUAAUGACGAGUACCUCAUAUAACCCCAUUAAAAAAAACUAUCUCUUUAAUAAACUCUUUUAAAACUACAGUCAUAACCGACCCAUACUGCUAAUUAAGUAAAGUAACUCAUGAAAAUUUGAUGUCAAAGCUGAGCUAAACUGCUGCCAAUUCUCAACGUGAACAUAUGCUCUUUGUGUUUGACAACUAUGCCCUCUGCUCAUAAACUGGGUCACUGAGUUUCAACCUAUUCGGCUGCUCCUGCCAAUGAGAUUUGUAACAUAAUAUGUGUGGAAUUGUGCGACAAUUCAGCAGAAGCAGCUACAGGAAUACUUAUGCAUGUACAUGAACUUUUUGUUGUAUGGUUCGUUGCUUAUAGCGACUUAUGGCCCAUCUGCUCUGCUCACUUCUCCAUGGCGGUCUUAACAUCCAUAAAAAUCACACGCAGGGGAAAAUAGGAAAACAAACAUUGCUCAACAAGGGCACGUUCAAGACAUUUUGUAACAGCGUACGAACACAUACAUAGCAUGUCUUUAUGUUAGCUUGUGUCAUCAUUUCACUCUUUGUUGUGUGUUUUUGCUGCAGAGGUCUCGCAAAGAUACUCGCCGUCUGAUAUCUGCUGGAAACAAAGAAUGGGGGGUGGGAGAAAAGACUUCUGAUGAAAUGCUCUGCAAAGUGCAAUAGUUUAGGUUUGAGUAUCAUUGACUUAUUUGCUGUAAAUGCCGCGUUUAUAGCAGAAAGCAAUGGAGCAGAGGAAAAACAGUCUUAAUCACCCAGCAGCUUAAAUCCCCACCAACCGUCAGUGCUGUGCUCAUUCCUUCAGGGUGUCUGGCUCACCAGUCAAAGCUGGAAUGUCUCCGACUGUACUUUGCACACACGUGUUCAGGUUUACUCUGCGUGUGCGGGUUCGAGAAAGAUAUAAACAGAGAGCUUUGUGUGUUUAAGAUUACACUCGAUAUUGCAAACUAAGGCAUGUAUGCAUUGUGCUUUCUUGAACGGCUACAGUAGCAAGUGAAAGCUACCAUCUCUCAAUGUUCGAUUUUCCCAGUAAUGGCUCAUGCAUGUGGCGAUGUAGUCCCUCACAUCGUUACUCCUCAGCAGAGUUUUGACCUCUACUCUGGAGCUGACAUCAAACAUGUAACCUCUGAUCCUGAGGCUGGCUGCCGCCGCAUGCUUGGAUACCACCGCCCGCUGAUGGACAGAUCCUUUUCCUGUCAACAGCUGCAGGGGCCUGGAAACACCUGGACACUGCGGCGCUCUAGGCAGUGUGACAGCUAUAAAAAAGUCGGCGCGCUUGUUUGUGUGUGCGUGCGCGAGUCGCUGUGUAGAUUUGCGGUUGCUUGUAAAUGCCUUGGAUUGUUCUCUGCCGCUGUAAAAGUCUAUAAAUGAUUCAUAACAAGGGUCUGCACUCUGAUUGAAACCAAAGCUUUGUGUGUACACAGUUUGGGGUUUUUGUUUUCCUGCUUCCCAAGCUCAGGUGUGUCACACUGUGCAAUAAUUUGCCAAAUUAACCAUGCCCGUUUUAAUUACAAACUGAUUAGUGGGUGGAAGAUACAGGGAAGAUGAAAGAAGGUGAUUCCCCCACAAUAAAAACGGCGAUACUAAAGACUGAGGGCAUGUGAGAGACAAAGGAGUGAUGGAAGGAAAGGUACACACAAACCAAGGGGAGCUCUGAGCUGAAGUGAUCUCUGCUGCCAGUGGAUGAAGCUUUGAGGAGAGGUCAGGAAAUGUGAAACGGCAUGAGGUAGUCAUCUCCAAGCUAAGCCCUGUCUGCCUUCUUCAUCCAUAUGUGCGUGCGACUUCUACGAGCGCGCGCACGCACACAAACUCUCGCAGAGUUAAUCCAGCACAUAGACCAGUUUCGGUUGUUGAAUGAGGGAGGUUUGACGUCACCUGAGACUGAGAGUCUGUGUUUUCCCUUUGAUAACAGUGAUUGAAACAGAACGUAGGUCAAACAGUGCUGACUAUGAGACUUUUGAGAUUAAUGGUUCCUUCACGCAAACCUCCCUCAUCUCAGAAGUCCUCUUAAAGCCGUUGCACAACACUAUAAAUGCCGUAUUGCCCAUAAACAUAUCAAAUAAAGAUAGCAAAACAGCUUUUGAGGCCAAGUCAAAUAAUAUUAAUAUUGAUGUGUUUAUUCUUUUGUAACAGAAAUAUUCUGCACAGAGAUGUAGAGUAGAGUCUCUUUGGCCUGUUUCGAUGCCUGUGAAGAACAGGAAAGAGUUUAAACCCCCACCAAGCUGUGACACAAUUCGAAGUAGAAGUAGCCAAGAGGCAUUACUUUGACUGACAACAUGGUACCAAGUAAAUGACAGAAAAGCUAUACAGUGUGGACCGAAAAAGGCUUUGGCUUGAUGGCAGGGCUAAUGGAAAAGUCAGGAACUCACCAAAACAAAUGGUUUUACUCUCGCAAGAAGAAAAUAUGUUUUCGAGCUAUAAAUUUAGGGUCUCUGCUCAGGUGGAUGGAUGUUUUGUAGCCUCCACUGUAACAGUUUCGCCCUCCUCUCUAGAUGGAUUAACACCAGUCUUGAAUCUUGAGAUAACAAUGGUUCAUAUCACGGCUGACGUUGUUGUGUUUUAGUCCAGUAUUUGUUACACAGAAACCUUGGUUUUGUUCUUUCCCGGCAGUUUAAUGGCAGCCGGCUUUGAGUCACCCUUUAGCUUUCGGCUCCAUUAUUGUGGCAAAGAAUACAUUCGGGACUGCGAAAGAGCUGUAGCAAACGCAGACUUCUGACUGAUGUAAGGACAUGCCAUGUUGCCAAAUUCUUCCAAGAGUCACCAGCAACAUUUUUCAAAGUGAUCUGAUUUACUGCAGCAGUGGACAUCUUUCAAAGAAACAAGAAUAGCUUAGAUUUGUCUUAGUCGAAACCAAACAAAAGUACCAGACAUUGUGCUCAGACUUUCUCCUAAAGUGGUUCGACCAGAGCACACAAACGUGCACCGCCUAAGUGAUGGAGAGAAAACUCUAAUAAGAGAGUUUUCAGGAGUGGAGCACAAUGCAUCAUUGUCAACGUUAACCUUAUUCAACCACAUUUUUUUGGCUGUUUUUGUGCAGAUUGCUUGUUUACUCUAACUACAGCUCAGUCUCACCUUACUGAGACUCCAGCUUUGCACACAGUGUUUGAGGACAGAGUGCAUUGAGAUAGGCAGGUGGGCAGGUAAAAGCAACCUAUGAUCUCAAUAGGCAGCUAGUAAAACUAUCCAGUGCAUGCAAACAAAAUGCAAAUGGAGAGAGUGGAUGUUUGUACUGAAGGUCUGUGAUUUUCAUAUAUAUAACAGGUUGUUAUGGCAAUUUAAAAGCAUUUGAUUUAUGACCCGCAAUAAAAAAAACAAGAAUUUCAAUUGUGAGAAAAUGUUUUUUCCUGGGCUUUAAAUCUAAAUUGUAUUUUCUUUUCUGCAGACAGCCUUAGCCGCCCUCAGUGCUGCCAGAGAAAGAAGUUUAAAUGCAGUGAUUUGUUAUUGUAAUGUCACCGACAGAUUCGUUUUUUACUUUUAUGCAAACAAAUAAAACAUUAUUAUUAUUAUUCUGUCUUUGGAAUUUAAAUUGAGAGUUUGAGGCCUGUCUGAGUCUCAAAAGUGCCUCAACUCUCUUUUUAAAAGGGGACAAUUAACAGAUUGAUAUUUAUUCACAGACACAUGCUGGCAUGAAUGGUCGCUUGGUUGUGUAUGGUGGCGGUUUCUGAAUGAAAUCCACUUGCGUCAGUUUGCAUUGGUACAAUGAAAUUCAAUCUAUUUAAUUAAAAUGUAACAGACCCAAUGAUUUGAUAUUUUCUGUUUGAUUCUUUUAGAAAUGGCUCACAGCAUUAUUCUCAUUUGUAUUCUAUUAUAUAUUUUCUUCAAGCUUCUGAGAGGAAGCUAAUUUUCUUAUUUUGUGUAAAAGCUUAAAUGUCAUCCUGCUGGUUUUUGACGGUCGUGUUUCAGUUUAUGUAGAUUGGGAAAACAGGCCUUUUUCAGCUGCCAGGCUGACAUCUACCCCCUCACACUAGGGCUGGGCGAUAAACGGAAAAUUUACCAAUACCAAAAUUUACGACAAUUAGCCCAUAAUGGUAUACUUGGUGUCAAAUAAAUGAAUAAAUAAAAGUUGGUUUUGGAUGUGUGUAGGCAGGCUAUGGUCUCAUGUCCCUUUAAGAAGCUGUCCUACAUCAGAGACGUGACUCCACCCCAUCCAGUCCGUAACAAAGAGGGAAAGACAGGUGAGGAGAUGGAGGACGGUUCAAAAGUUGUAGCGGCUGGAGCGGCGGCUGAAGUAGACAAAGUUAAUGUGGGAGGGAGUGAACAGCUUGUGGAGUAGUUAUCGUCCAUUUAUUGUUAUCGAGGUGAAUUGAUCAAUAUACCAUAAUGUUAAUUUGAGGCCAUAUCGCCCAGCCCUACCUUACACUGUUUUCAGGCACUAAAAAUUACAGGAUACAGAUCGUCACUCUUGUCAAUGAUGGUCUUGUUUACUUGGAGAUAUGAUGAAAAGGCAUCAAUGUAAAUCUUUGGCCAUUUCAAUAACAUCAAAAACCCCUUAUAGGAGCUUUAAAUAUGUUGUUUUUCAUUACUUUCCAACUGGCGUUACUGCACAUUAUACAAUGUGUAAACGAUAUAAAGUUCCUAGCGCAGACAAAAAAUUAAAUUAUGUAUACUAUUGAAAUUAAUCCAACCAUAACAAGGUACCAAACUGUGAUUUUUGUCUCCUUUUUCACCCCUGCAUCCUUUCAAUUUUUUAAACUCCAAAUGUUCAGUAUUUCUGAUUCAGCACAAACACACAAAAACUUCUCACCUACAUCAGUCAGGAGAGCACAGGAACUCACAAUCUUUGUUCCAAGGUACUUUUCUUCCUGUCUGUUCAGAGAGGAAGGUCGGGAGUGGACUGGGGAAAAAGGCGUUUAAACUUUAUUCCCUUGGUAUGAGUUGGAGAGAAAAAAAGCAGAAACUCCCUGACCUGGUCUUAUCAGAGGAUAUUAAAUGACUUCAUGGCAGAAACAUUUGUCUGUCCAUUUUUAUUAUUAUUUAUGUGGAUGAUGAUGACAAAUAUUUGCUGUUUUAAUUUGAAUGUCAUGUUAAAUCAGAUAUCUGGUUAUAUAUUGGUCGAUGAGGCUGUUGUUAGUCUCGAUUAGCACACCCUUGCAAAAGAGAUUUCUUCAUCUGGUGAGAAAAACGUUAAAAAAAAGGGAGACAAAUUAACAUCUGUACUACCAACAAAGUGACAAAUUAAAUAUGAUAAUCUAAUACAAUUUAUCCUCAUUGAAUACUCAGAUAAGGCAGUAAAUUAUUCUCAACUUUAUCGAGGGUGUUGAGGGAGUUGUUAAUAGGCAGUUGUACUCAUUUGCAUGACAUUAGAAAGGUGUUCUUUGGUGGAAUAUGUCGCUUUUAUCGCUGCUACAAAAAUUGAAAGCAAUAACUGAGGGAAAAACUGGCCUUUAAUGGUUUUAUAUAUAACAUUUAAUGAUUUUAUUGUAGAUGAAUGGAUUCGUCACCCUCAUGUAAAGAAUCUGAAUGUUUUAUGGAUGCUGUGAAUAAAGUAUGCGCGUUUUGAUGAUACAUUGGAAGCGAAACAGAAAACACUGCGGGCGUGAUGCUCUGUCAAACCAAAGGCACUCAAAGAUAAAAUGACAAUACAGAGCAGAGAGACUGGAAAUGUGAAUUCUCUCUCAUGCUGAGUGAUUUGGUUUCAAAUUGACGAGAUGUCUCAAACAAACAUCAGGUGGCAUGAAAAUCCAUUCUCAAAUACAUCCAAUCACACACACACGCAGGGGUGAGAGAGAGAGGGUGUGUAUGAGUGUGUGAGUGAGAGGGUAAGCCUUUGCUGUGGUUAAACAUUAGCACAAGGCAGGCAGUAAUCCAAUCACACACACAUGAUCUGUGCCCUUUUGCAGGAAGCGCCCUGUGAAGGGUCCCUAUCUCAGGACUUCAUUAAGAUUAAAUGAGCACAUAAAUAGUGCACACAUGGUAAUGAGAAAAUGGGAGGAUUAGGAAAAUGAAAGAGUAGAAAGGGGGAUGAUGUGAAAUUCAGUCAUGCAAGCGCUGAGACGAGUAGAAGUAAUAGAAAGAAAUGACUGGAAGCACUGAGCAAAUGAAAAGAAUUACAGAAGAUUAUGACUUAAUAUUGAAUUUAAUUCGGGGUAAUUUUGGGGCUGCUGUGUUGAAUGAUAGAAGUGUGGAUUCUCAUGAAUGUAAUGUAAUAACAGAGCAGGUGUUUUUUAAGCCGCAGUGAUCGGAUGUGACAGGGAAUAAAUUACAGAUUAAAGAAAGGGAUAAACCUCGGCGUGUAUAAAAGAUAGCAGCUUUAUCCAAACAUCUCGGCUUGUGCUGUCUCUUUGUAAAAUCGGAAAUCUCUAAAAGUCAAAUUUUUCGUUAUCUCUAUCUUCUGAUGUCUACUCCGAGUGACAGAGCCAUGUCUUGUCAGACUCCAGGGAGAGUUUCCUGUCAGUCGGCGGUGUAAUUUCAGAUCCAUCCUCUUUCCUGUAUUGAUCCUGGAGUUGCAUUGAGAUGUGCAAGUAUGAUGGAGUAUAUCCUGAUGAAACAUUCAUAAGGAGAAACUUUAUGUCUGACAGGCAACGCUGACGCCACGGUUAGAGAGCUUCUUUUAAUUAGUAAUGACAUUUAAAGCUCGUCAUUAUCUGGAAUAAGCUCAUUACCUUUCUUGUCAAGCACAUAUGAGAGGACUGGCGGAACAAAAGACAUUGACCAAAAGUGUCUCUAUGGGAACCAGCCAAACAAAUGAAGUAGUUUUCACAAAUACUAAUGGAUAGAAGAGUUUGUGAACUUAAAAUUAAUCUAUUUUCUCUGCUAAAAAACACCUCCCACGGUUGGUGGUGCUCAUAUUGCAGUAGGAAUCCUGUAUCUAACCUGUUGCUAAUGAAUUUAACUAGUUGGGAGAUGCUCCUCCGGGUUCUUUUUAACAUUACUAAACUUUUUCAGUACUUUGUCGUACUUGAGAUAAGCUGGUGGCAUCAAUUUAAAGUGAGCGUAUAUUUUUCUCUUAAUAAUAGAGUCCUUUAUAUGUUAUUUUUCACUCAGAUAGAAGCCUUUCAAACCAUCAAAUCCUUUUUUCAUUAACAUUUCGCACGACAUCCUGACUUUUUGGGAGUGUGUGUUGUGCAAGAAAAAAAGCUUUUUUUUUCUCCUCUUUUUUUUUUAUUUGACACUUGGCAAAAAAGAGAAAAAGUCUGUUUUUCAAAAAUGACAAACCAAAUCAAAUUUUUCAUCCUAGAUGAUUAAUUAUUUAUUUCAGAAAUUUGGUUCCACCUUCAUUAACUUCUAAUCUCCUACAUCUAAAUUAAAUCAUUUAUAGAUUUAAAGACUGUUUUUCUAUGUUUAUUUCCGGUUUGAUUUAUGCGAGCACAAUUUACUUAAAAAGAGGUGGGAGUGGAUUCAGGCGGGCCGGGUUCAGCACUCUUAUUGUUUGCCUAAUGAUUUGUCUGGCAGGCUGCAGCCAAAUGCCAACUUACUUUUCUCAAAGCGUUUAUAUUUUGUAAAAAAAAAAGACAGGGGGUCUUGGGUAAUUGAUACAGCCAUUGUGACUGGUUUAUGAAUAGUACUAAAGCACACAUUGUUUGCACAGCUUGGCUCGGGUAGUUUUAUUAUUAAUGCUAACUAGUGAGAGCUCCAAGAAUGCAGAAAUGAGUCAGAAUUGGCCAGAACCUGUCAUUUUCAAACUUUAAAAUCACUUUAAAAAGCGAAAACAGAGUAAAAAUAUAACACUGAAAAAUGCAUAAUUCUAUACGUAAGGUGUGUUUGAUGUAAAUGUACAUGACUUUGUGGUAAGACACAUUUAGACUGAACAUUCAGAGGCGUCUGACUGCUCUCAUACAGUUUCGACAACAGCUUGUUAAUGCUUUGUCUUCUGUUUCAAACAGCACAAGGCGAUGGUGAAGUUGAAAAUUUACAUACAAUUUGCAUGUACAGGAUGUUUGUCUUGUGUGCUUAGAGUUUGAUCAAAUAAGAUUAACACCAUCCAUUAUUCAUGAUGCAGUUCCUCACAAACCAAAUCAGCCAAAUGAAUUCUGGUCACUCGAUUCACAGGCUUCAUGAAAGUCAACAAUCGCACAUUGUCAGGUGGGGAAGAAACCGCCAAACAAUAAAUAAGACUCCUGAAAAGGUUUCGCUUUACAUGAAAAUAUAUGAUUAUGCUCUAUGGAUUUUUUCCCCCCCGUUUUAAUGAAGUCAAGUCAGGCGUUGAACCACGUCCAGGUAUUGGGCGUCUUGGAUUUCAAAAGGAUCACAUCAUUACCCUCAUAAAUCUCAGCAGACUUGAACAACUGUGUGCUCUACAUCAUGAUAGCUGGAACUAACUGAAGUGACUCAGUCAGGAUUUAAGCUCCCAAUCCGUCAAGGCCUUUCUAAAAUGUUCUUUCAAGAAGUGCCCUGUGCCACCCAGGAGCCCUGACAUACUAGUUGAAGCAUCUGUGCAGAACUUUGCGAGGCUGGAGCCAGACUCUCAAGGUGUUUCCUCUUCAAAAAAAAAAAUCUAUCUUCCUCUCUCUGUCUCUCUCUUUUUUUGCAUGACAAAUCGCUCGACAGUUUAAGCUGAAGUUGUGCUAAAGUUGCCUGUUGAGUAGGUGUAAGAUUUCUCUUGUUUUGAAGGACUGAAGGCAAAGAGUUUCUAACACUAUCACAACAAAUCACUUGCAUUCACCGCGGUGGUUUUUCAGCAAACACCUAAAUUAUCAUGUAGGCGUUUGGUUGAACCUUGAUGAUCUGAGCGUUCAUUUAAGCUCAUCCCCAAGCUCAUCGCUGCCGAAAAAGCAACGUAGGAUCCUGAGGAAAUUGUUAGACUUCAAAGCUACAGCAUGCAACACAGUGCCUUUAGGCAGAGCAGGAAGAGUAUAAAUGUUGGUCCCAUUCUCCCUUCCCUUCAGCUGAACUAGUUUACACCCCAACACUUAUCACUCAUUUUGAUUAGCUGUCUGCCUUGAAACACUAUCUAGCCUGGGGCCUAGCUAACUGGCGUCCAUAUGCCCACAACAGGUGUUGAAGAGGCAAUAAAUGGAGGCAAUAAAACAAGCAAUGGCGCUCACUCUUGUUUUGAAAUGGCCCUUUACUGCCACACCCACAGCUUUGAUGCGCUUUGAUUCCUCUCUGCCUUUUAGGCUGCUCUGAGGUCACCGCCCUCACCUUGAAAACCACCGCCAUGCCCCAAAUUAUAACGACAAGAGAGUAAAAUAUGCUGUGCAUGUUUCCACUCUGAUAGUGGAUUAUAUGAGCGAGCUGACCUCUGCAGCAAACAACCGAAAUAAUCACCCAAAUGAAAAGAUUAAUUAAAUCACAACAAAAAGAUUGUAUUGAAUAUUUUUUCCAUUAUUUAAAGCGAAGAUCGCUCACGCUGGUUGUGAGGGAACAUUUUGUAACCACGUCUUGUUUCUCUCGCUAUUGUUAUGCGUUUGAUGCAUUUGAUGAUAUAACCCUUCAUCUUUCAAAGUUGGCAAAGUGUGCCAGAUAUGAUGUUGCAGAGCUGCAAGAGUAGUAGAAAUUGACUCUCCAGUCUGUGAAGUCUGUUCAGUAAGAACAGGUCCACAUUAAAGUUUUAUUUGUUCACUUCGAUGCUGUGAUAUUGAUCAAGAAACUCCAUUAAGAUAUUUGGUAGUUUUGUCAAACUUUUGGAACAGCUGCCAUCUGAGAAAGUUUCUAAAUUGAGAAUAAAAUUGAAAAGUAUUGACAUUGGUUUUCCAUCAGUUUUUCCAAUUUAGACGCGGUCAUAACAUGUUUUCUUUUUCUCCUCGAGUCAUAUUUUCUGUUAUGUCACUGGUUGCGAUGUGUUGCCACAGUCUGAACUUCAUUUUGUUAAUUCUUUCUGACACAAGGACAGACCUGCCUUAAUCAAAAUGAUUCGAUGCAUAUGGACAGAGUUUUGUUUUAAAUCAACGAAAGAAAAUGAAAAGCCGCAUUGUACCUGAGGUUAUCUACGCCCUCCUCUCUCUUUCCCCCUUCUCUGUCUUCACGUGUAUUAUUCCCCCUUUAUCUCCCUGCAGUGACUCUUUGCUUUAUGCCUGCUUUAUUUCUCUGCUCCAUUUGCAGGUGUCCUUGAAAAAACAGAGGAGGGGGAAGCGGCCGCACUCACCAAGGCCAAGACCCUUUACAAGUCCUGUACUAAUGAGAGUGAGUCAGCAGGCGUCAGACUCUAACACACCUUUUUCUGUCUGCUAUUACUUUAAAGUGACAUUUUUACUCAUUGUCAUCAGGGGUUAUGCUUCUACUAUUCUCUUUUUUUAACAGAGUGAAGCUCAAUAAGAAUUUUUAAAACUUAUUCAAAUUAAUUAUAAGUUCUGAGACGAUUAAAACUAAGGUCCUUUUACUUUAAGAGUUCUGAUAUACGCUUUAUUUUUAAAGCACAUUAUAUUAUUCAUCAUGUUUAGGAUGUGACAUCAUUUAAGCUCUCAAAUGUGCCCAAAUUUGAAUAGAUUAGCUGUGCUUAAUAAGAUAAAAAGUAUAUGAGCCAUAAAAGGGGUUCUUUGAAGUCUAUUUCUGGAUUUGGAUUAGUUUGAAAUACAGGUAUUCAUGAUAAAAAAAACAGCAUUUGUGCUCCAUUGAAGGUUUAAUUGAGCUCAGAGGAGGUGCUCCUUUGCUUGAAAUGCUGCCUGAUGUGUUCGAGUGGCCCAUGGCUGUGGAUAACUGGGACACCGUGUAUGGUAGGGUAUUUCUUUUUUUUCGCUUUCACACAUUGCAGGUUUCAGAAGAGUCGAUGGUUCUCAUUUCUUUUCCUCUUCUCUCUGCUUGUCAGGUAAAAGGUGGAGGUUAGAGGACAUCAUCGCCAAGCUGAAUGAGAAAUACGGAGCUCAACUCUUGGUUAACUUUUUUGUCGGCACUGACGACAGAGACUCCAAUUCGCACAUCAUUCAUGUAGGUGUGCGACUGUAGCGAGGAAACCCGUGUGUUUUUCUCUCUCUCUGUUUUAUAUCACCCUGACUCUCAAUCCUCCUGCCCAACCAGCUGGAAAAUAACCCACCUAAACUGUCUUUUUUUGCCAGUUCGACCAGCAGACAAAUCUUGGCCUUUUAUCCAGAGAUUACUACGCUUGCACUGGACCCUACGCUGAGGUAAAACUCACUAUAACCGUCCAAUAUAAUUUAUACUUUCAUUCAGAUACUAGGUGAAAUAGCUCCAUGUGUUCAGUUGGGCCACUGCCACAGAGUGUGGGUUGCAUGUCCCCCAGAGUUUAUUCCAGGAAACAUGAUGCCCGACAAAUAAUGAGAGCAUCAGUGGAAACAUCAGAACCUCAUUUAAGUUCGUGUUUAUUCGCAUGCUUACAUGACUUUGCGAGCGUGUGUGUAUGUAAUAAAUAAAAACUCACAGGCAGCAAGUGAUGAUUAAAUUUGAAGGGGCAAAAACAGCACAGAUUCAGUUUCGCCUAAAUCCAGACCAGAUGUGCGCGUUUAAAGCAGACAUCCUCUGUCCUGGUUUUGCUUUACGGUUUAUCAUGGAGUCUAGAUUUUAUAUGCAGAGAGCAGCACUCAACUACGAUUAGCUCAAGGCUGACAGUGUAUGUGUGUUUGUUUGUGUGUGUUUCCAAAAGUGCAUGCAUCCCUCUAAUUUUUGGUCAUUGUUUAAAUCCAAACCAGCGUCCUCUUUUCCUUCCUGUUGAGUAGGGUCGCAAAGAGGCGGAAUAUUUCCGGUAAAUUUCCAGAAACUGUCCAUGGGAAGUCAUGCUUGGGAAUUUUGGAAAUAUUCCAAAUUGGAAACUUUCCAUGGGAAUUAUGGGAAUUAACUGGAAAUUGGGGGUAAUUUAAACAAACUGUAUCAUAUCCAAACAUGAAUGUUAAUGUUUUUGUUUUGUCAUAAGCAGACAUCCAUGCAAAAUAGUACAAUAAAAAAAAAACAUGACAUUUCCACAGAUUUAUCUGAGUGGUGAUGGCAACGUAUCAUAUCUCUGUGGAAUAAAAUAACAAAAAAGCUUGUAAAACACUAACGCAAUGGCAUGAACAGAAAUAUAGUUGGCUAAACAACUAUAAUGGUCCUCAGAAUAUUUGACAACUGAUGUAUAAAUUAUCGUAUGGUUACAGAAAACCCCAUCGCAUUUGAGGUCACUACCACCACCAUAAUAAGCUAGCCCCUUAAAUGGUCAAUGAAAUGAAAAAUAGCUGACAUUUAGCACCUAUUUUUAUUUCAUUAUUUAAAAUAUUAAUACAAUUAUAGAUCAAAUAUAUUUACCCCGUAAUAUUAUCAAAACUUACUUGACUUUAUAUAGUCUGUGUGCUCAAAUGUCUUGUGCUUUGGGCUCAAAAGUUUGGCCUCCAAGGUUAAAGAAAUCAUCUGCGCAUGUGAUGGAGGAAUGCACAGUGCAUGUAGGAGGCAGUAAACAGUGUGCUGUGUGUAUGUGAUUGAGGAGUGUACUUGCAUUAAAUCUGUUUUUUUUUUGCCAAGAUUAUGCUACAAUAUAUUUUCCCCAACUAUAUUUAAAGAGCCAACCUUCAACUUUGAAAAUUUCCGGACUUUUGCAACCCUUCUGUCAAGUAAAGCUAUGAAUAUCCUGAACAAGUGUGUGGGUUUGUGUGUUGAACAGGCGUGUCGUGCCUAUGAGCAGUUCAUGAUUGACCUGGCUAAGCUGAUCCGCACUGACCGGGGACUGGGCAUCAACGAAACCAGCAUCAGAGAAGAGGUUACACGUGUUAUGGACUUGGAGAGAGACAUCGCCAAUGUAAGCACGCACUCAUAUCAAGCAUUAGUUUGUCAGAUUUGAGAGCUUCCAGCUAGUCUCUAGAGGAGUAUCUAACAGAGAAAAGGACAUACUUCUAAGCAGCUCAAUUUACCCAGCUCAUCAUCAAUCUCAGCCUCUGAUAACAGGAAGAUUUUGUGAGCAAACAAAAUCAGACACUCUGGCCCUCCACUGCAACCUCUGCGCCCAGCGUGUGUUUGUGCUCUCCAGUCAGGAGCAGCUGCGGCGUAAAACAAGUCGUUAACCAGCCUGAUCCCUGCACAGCAACUUUUCUCAGACAUCAACAGGUUUCCACACUUUGUCAUUCUGUGCUGGCUGGACUGCCAUGCUUGACUUCCCCUGCGCCCGGCUGCUGGCUUUUAUAAGGCACUGAGCGCCGGAGCUCUGACAUUUACAGACCCGAAGCCUCCCGAGGACUCCAAAUGUGUUUGUUGCUGCUGGACCUGCACAGCGGUCAUGCACGUGUCAGGAAACAGGAGGAUGAUGUUGUGACAGCUUUUUUGAUUUCCCCACCUCUUUGUCUUGCUCUCUCUCCAAGGCCACUGAUACUCCAGAGGACCGUAACAACCCAGUGUUGCUUUACAACAAGAUGGAGCUGGGUGAUUUAAACGCCAACUUCACCCUUGAGGUUGGAUCACAGGUAAAAAUAGACUGUUUAUCUGACUGAAUUCACUUUUUCUUCGCCUAGCUCUUUCCAAUCUUCCUUUUCCCUCUCUCUCUCUGUGCUCUCCAACUCCUCCUGAAGGUUUUCAACUGGAGUUACUUCACAGCUAAGAUAAUGGAUACAGUCAACAUCAGUGUUCCUGAAACGGAAAAGAUCAUAAACUACUCCCCCAACUAUUACCGAAGACUCAACCUCAUCUUGGCCAAAUACACAAAGAGGUAUGUGUUGGUAUGAGUGUGUGAUUAUGCCUGUGUAUCACAGUGCAAGCCUGCUUAUGAGUGUUCGCUCGCGGGGGCGGGUAGUGUUGCAUACAAUAAAAACAGCUGUUCACCCGUUACAAAUGAAUCGUAGCUUUGAGUGAGUAAGAGAUUGUCUCUGAACAUCCGCUCUCUCUUCACAGGGAUCUGCAGAAUUACAUGGUGGGCCGUUAUGCUAUGAACAAUGUGAUGAGCCUGAGCAGAGCAUACAGGGACACAAGGAAAGCCUUCCGCAAGGUACACCACAUUUAUCUGGGGAUCAGCACAAAGGCGACGUAAAACUAGAGGCGUGACUCUCAUAACCCGUGGAAACGAGAGAGAAAAACUGUUUAAUUCACAAAGCUAAUGCGAAAGAUGAAAUGCACAACACAGCAAUGGAGACCUGGUGCUGUAUGCACACAUUCAGAACUGGUGGGAACAAAACUGGCCCCCCUGUGAAGCUCAUUGCAAAAACACUGAUGCAAACAGCCAUAAGCAGCAAGUGUGAAACUUUUACUGUGGGAUAAAUGCAAACCUUUUUACAAGGAGUUGUGUGCACAAAUCUCAAAUGAUCCCAACACUGUAAUUCCAAACAUCUUAUCAACCAAUCACAUGACAGCAGUAUUUCCCGGUCAAGAGGACCUGCCCAAGUUCAAACCAAGCUACAACCCAUUAAGAGCUGGACCCUGUCUGAGACACACCUCUGAAAUCCUGAGGGCAAGUUGAGGAGUACAAUUAGUAUUUAAGAGCCUACACGUGGCUUUCUAGAUAACUAUCUUUUAUUUGUCUGAACCUUCAUCACAUUAUUGAAAAUCUUGAACAGACAAACUCAAAGAAAUAAAGUGGCUGUAUAAAUAAAAGUAAAGGCUCUGUACUGGAGAAUAAGACACAAUUUGCUUUUUGUAAAACAAGUCGCAGUCAUGAUAAAGUGUCCAUUCAAUACAAAUAUAAAUAUAAGAAAUAAAGUGUUGAAAGGGUAUACAGCUGCCCUAGUAUAGUGCCAGUACAGAAGCAGCACUAAAAAUGAAUAAAUAAAUAAGUGGCUGGCAGUGUGUUUAUGCUCACUCAAAGUCAUGCAACACACACAGAAAACGCUGAUAGUGUGAGCCAAAGCACUCAAUAUGAAGAGGUUGUUCAUACUGUUGGAUGCUUCUACUCUGAAGCUGCUCUCUGCCCCUGUCACUGUUUACUUUCCUCACAAAGCACGUAGCAAGAUCCGAGCAUGAAUCUGAGCCCUUUAUUAAGCUUUAUUAGCCUAUCAGACAGAAGUGUACGAUAAUUUGAUACGUCACAACUCCAGAAAUGAUGGAAGAAACUACAAAAUGUUACAAAAUGACAUAUCCGCGCUCUCAGCUUGGAGGGUAGAAAUGCGCAUGAGUGCCCCCAGCUUGGAAGGUUGAAGUGCACAUAUGCAACCAGCUAGUAAUAAGCACGGCAUUUCUUUAAGAUGUACUGAAUCACUAAAAUCAGUUCAUUAAAAAGGUUAAUUCAAAAGAUUCAUUCACCAAAUCACUUGGCGGGAAUUCACACUGAACAUGCACCGUUCCCUCGCAAACCGCUGCAAUGAUAGGAUGCUGUGGGUUCUGUGCACUACUUGUUACAUCAUGCUGUCCUAUUGUAUGCAAGUUGUUGUAGUGGUAAUUUAGUUGUGAAAGAAAAGGUAUUUUUGUCUAACAAAGAUGAUUCCAGAGAGUGUAGUUCAAGCGUGAUUCAUUUACCAAGUGAUUCAGGCCUUGUUUGCUGGCUGCUUGCCUGGCAAUGCUGCGUGCUAUAGCAGCUGCUCUGCUAACAGCUCAACUGAGGUGAGAAACGAACGAAUCAUCUGAGGAAAUGAUUCGGUUCAGUACGUUCACUUAAAAGAUUCGGUUCGUUUGAACGAAUCGUUCGCGAACGACACAACACUACAACCGGCUUUCCGCGUGAAAUGCGCCGCGCUCCGGGCUUGGAAGGUUGAAAUGUGUACAUGCUGUCCCGGAUUAAAUGGGUCAAAACGGGGAAGACAGGUGAGUUUUAAUGUGGCAGGAUUGUGCCAGAUUGGCUGGUCUGAGUGUUUCAGAGAAUACUGAUCUCACUGGGAUUAUUAUGCACAACCAUCUCUGGGGUUUAUAAUGAAUGGUCUGAAAAAGAGGAAAUAUCAAGUGAGCGGGUGAGGAUGGGAGAGGUCAGAAGAGAAUAGCUGGACUGGUUUUCGCUGAUAGAGAGGCAACAGUCACUCGUUACAAACUCUGCAUGCAGAGGGACGUCUCUGAGAACACAACAUGUGAAGCCACACAAGCAGAGGCCGGUACGCGGCGCUACACCAAACAGGGAAGACAUAAACAGCAGUUCACAGCCGGUACACAGCGGUACCCAAACUUUCACCCCAGCAGUAUAUUUAGGCUACAUUUGCUUACCGUGUUGCCGCACGUCGGUCGGUCUGCACUCUGCGUUGUAACCGUAAUAAUCCAAAAGGACCAUGCUGCUUGCGAGUGAGUGGCAUUUGCUUCCGCAAACAAACAAACCAGAAGUGGGCGCGCACAAGUCGCCCUUUUGAUUGGACGCUGGUUGCCGAGGCGCUGGGGACCGUCUUCCGCCUUUUGCGGAAGACAGCUGCUUCAAUCUUGAUGCAGAAAUAAAACAAAAGGUAGAGAAAUUUUUAUUUUGUGUUUGUAAGCUUGAACAGUGAAGUCAAUUCAAAUAUUUCUGGUAACUAUUACAGUUAACUGUCUCCAAAUUAAGCUAAAAAUUGUGUUUAUAGAAUUCAUACAGAGAACUAUUCACAAAGUGUUGACAGGUUCGUAUCUACAUACAAGUUUAAAUGUUUUUCUCUGCAGCUGUUUGUUUGGGUUAGCAGAUUAUACAGAAUGUGUUUCUGAGGUUCAUGUUAUUUUGAGGUCCCAGCCUCUGAUUGGUAAGUGCUGUGACAUGUGAACAUGGUUGUCCAGGAUGUUAAGUUUUUGGGUGAUUUUGUUGGGAUGAAAAGAUGGCUGGAGAGUAAAAGUGCUGCUUAGAAAGUUAUCCGUCUCCAUCCUGCUGUUUCUCAUCAUUCGAAUUAUCCAACCACCUUACAUCGAACCUUCACGUUACAUGUUAAAGAGAAAGAGAGAUGCAGCAGAUGAUGAUACUGCGGCAUCAGAGUCGGCACCUCAUUAAACUUGGGUGUGCUCCUCUUGUACAAAGCUUACAGGUACUUUCACGCCUGUACAUGGUAAAUCUCUGCAACAGCAGCAGAGCGCCACCUUGGGGGCCAGUCCUUUCAGUGAAGAAAAAACAGCAACUAAGAAAACAAUUUGCAAAGGCUCACCAGUAUUGGACCGUGACGGCUUUGAAAACUGUUGGCUGAGAGAAAGCAUGGAGCCAUCCUGACUUGCAUCAAUAGUUUAAGCUGCUAGUGGUGUAAUGUGUUGGGAUACUCUCUUAACACACAGGGGUCAAUUAAUCAUCAUUUAAAAACAUACAUUUGUCGACAAUCAACCUACAGUGCAUAGAGUAGAGAUUUUUGCUCUGUCAGGAUUAGAGUGCACAGUGCAGCCCAGCACAACAGAGAGUGCACAGACAGCAGCAACAUUUCAUAGACAUCUUUUCUCUUGAAUAUAAGACGUACAGUUUACUUUGUAAAUUGGAUCUUGAGACAGAUCAGAUAGAGGGGGGAAUAAGAAGUCUCUGCCUGUGCUCUGAAUUUAAGCCAUAGGUAGCUCAAUAUUGGCAUUGUUGUAUACAGAACAAACCUGCUAGCACUCCUAAAACUAAACAUGAGGGUGUCUUUCUGGUCCUACUUGCUUCCUAAUGUAAUCAUUUUACUCCUGCCCAAUUUCUUGAAGUUGUAAUGCAUGCAAGAAUGCCACAAGUCCUUUUUUAAGCGAUUUGCUAAAUGGUUUAUGUUGCAUACAAGUUGAUCAGUGCCUUGUUACUGUCCCUGCAGGCCAUGUCCGGUACAACUUCGGAGGCAGCCGUGUGGCGACAGUGUGCACUUUAUGUCAACAACAACAUGGACAAUGCUGUGGGACGACUGUACGUGCAAGAGGCCUUUUCAGAGAAGAGCAAAGAACUGGUUAGUAGAAAUUAUACUUGUGAUAUAAGAGUUUGUCAAGAGUUAGGAGUGGGAGGGAUAAAAGAAAAUAUGCAAAUGUUUUCAAGAGGAAUCCCUUGUUUUCAGUUUGAGUGUGAUAAUUACAUGGCAGAAAUGAUUCUGUGAGCCAUGUGUUUUCACAAGCACCAUGUGACAGUGUGAAAAUAUUCAAAUAUUCAUACUUGCACAAUGACAACUUGUGGUUUUUCUCUGCCAGUUGAGCUCUCUCUCUCUCUCACACCAGUGUUUUUUUUUUCACCCUCGGUCACCAUGGUUUUGUUUUUUAAGCUUGUAACAUCGAUAUCAGCUGAACAAGGUGUGCCUGUUAUCAUGCCCACACCACCUACACUGUAAAGCCCACCUCCCAGCAUGCAUGUGUAUAUAUGCAGUCUUCAGCACAUGAUUAAGUGAACAUUAGCCAGACUGUGCAUGUGCAUGUACGUGUGAAUGUGUGUUUGCGUGUGUGUGGCAGUGUGCAUCUGUCAUAACGCUGAGUGUCUCACACACGGUAAAUCUCUGUCAUCCUCUGGACGUUUGCCCACUCAAGCAUGUGGAUCUCUCAUCACACGCUGUGAAAAUGAGCCUCUGAGUGUGAGUAUGUAUGUGAAAGUGACAUACGACUCCUUCGAGUGCACGUACGAUCACUCAUUUCCACGAAUACAGGGCCCUAUAUACGCUAAUGCGCUGAGUGGACUGGCAGCGGAGAACACAUGCUGCUCAGCCAUUAAAAAAAUUAUGUCAGAUAUAAUUGGCAGCAGAUUUUAACCAAGUACAUUUACAGAAGUUCAGCGUUUUAAUGGAUGUUUAAGACUCUUUAACUCUACUUGUCUCUACGUGUUUUUCAUUUCAUACUUACUGCUGCUAAUUUCAUGUGUCAGUCUACUGCCUUUAAUUGACAACUGAAGCUUAUACUUAGCUAAUAAAGCAUCAUAAUUGAUACAAGUUUUCAUGUAAACACUAGUCAAAAUUAAAUUUCCAGAAAGAUUAAAGUUUGUUUGUUAACUUAGAAAGCGUUAGAAACACAUUGAUUUUUGUAUUAGGGAGAGGCUAUUUGAAGUGCAGUUGUUAUUUGCUGUAUAAUUUGAAUUUUAGGAUUAAUUUAUAUUGCGUUACAUGAAAGUCAGAGGAUGCUGCUUGUCCACAAAGGCCUCCAUUGCCCCUUAAAUAAAGGGUGAGCAAGGGGGCAUUUCAGCCAAGAAUGUUGGAUAUUGUUGCUCACUUUUAUUUCUACACACAUUCAACUGCAGUUUGGACUCUUGUUCUUUAAAACAAAAGUUUAAAAAUAUAAUUCUUAGAGUCGUUUAUGACUGUACUUUAUCCCUCUUUUACUGGACUCUCUCUGCUGGAGCUAUAACUCCUGAGCAUUGGAGUCAAAGUGAAUAAAAUUCAGUUUAAUAGUCACAGAUAAGCACCCCCAAAGGAAAACCAUUAUAAUUCUAAAGCACACUUUCAUAAUGUAUUUGGAUUUAAGAGGCUUAUGAUUGUAUUUAUAUGAACCCUUCAUUUGACCCGUGUGAAGUAUUAUAAAGGAUUUCAAAUGUAAACAGACGUCCGAGCGUGCUGCUGGCCUCAGACAUUCAUGUAUGUACACGGCACUCAUUUACUGGCACAGACUUGAAUACACACACACACAUACACACACUCACACAUACACACACGCUGUAUGCUGAAAGAGUUUCAGCAAAGCCUCAUCAGUAUGAUCCCUGCGGGUUUGUGGUGAACCACAGCGUGUUGUCCGAGGGGUCAUGCAGUGAGGGGUCCGCUGAUAUGAUGAGACACUGGAACGCCUCCGUCAGCUGGCUGUGGUCUCCGCGGUUAGAGGGAUCUGGAUCUGGAAGAGCGGCCUCCUCUAUCACAACAGUUUUUGUUUUGUUUUUUCUCAUUGUAUUUGGUUUUUAAAUGUUUCUUUGUUCAAGUACUUUAUUUUUGAGUUAUUGUAAUUCUGUUUUCAAUUCAUCCCUGGACAGAAAUGUUUUUUUUUCUUAUCAUCUGAUAACCAUGGCACAGAACAUGGUUUAGACAGCAUUAUGCCAUCCAACGGCGACAGUCAGUCUGUCUGCGUGUGUCUAUGGAGGCGUGUUUAUUCUAGUAAAUUCUUUUAGCUCAAGAAAUCAUCGAUUGAAGAAUACCACAGGUUCUAACUAUUCAUGUCAUGUGGAUUUUGGAGCACCUUACUGCCUGAAUUUGCAUACAAAAAUAGUAAAUCCCUUUGUCUAAAUCACCAAUGUUGUGUUCAUUAGGAGUUCUGUAUAUUGGUGUGAUGGUGAAACUUUGAGUUCAAACACUUAAACCCAGAACUACUAUGCAUUUGUAAGUAAAUUACUAUUAGAUCUUCAAAGUUUAAACUGCUCGUAUCAUCAAUAAUGCAUGUGCAAACUGUUUUUGUUUAGCUAAGAGAUUUUUAAAGCAACAUAGUUCGACUUUAGUAAAGAUGAGUAAAGGCAUGUGUCCUUUAACACCACAUUUAGCUCCGCUGUAGCACAGUGUCUGCACAAAAACAGUGGAGUUCAGCAAGAAUACUCACAGUGUCAGCUUUCUUUCACUGUCAAGCAAUGUCACUUCUCCCUCACCGACGACGGGACAACUUUUUCUACCUUAAGUGAGAGAAUCACUCUUGUCCUGCAAACAUCAGACACAGAGUCUAAAUAUACCGAUUACCUUUUCACAUCCAAACCGUUUUAUUAUAACUCCUCAUUGCAUCUGUCUUCUUUUUACACGUACAUUAAGAUGUAAUGUCUAUUAAUCAAUCUGUAAACCUGUUCACAGUCACAUAACUGCACGUCCUUUAAUAAGAAGUGAUUUCCUCACAUCUACUGACAGAGGAAGUGCAAACCUGAGAGCCUCCUCUGUGAUACGUGACUUUGAAGUGAUGAAGUCUGAAUAACGGGGGCACAGUUUUAUGACUGCAUUGCACAACUUGUUGCAAGGUCUUUUUAAAGAGCUUUUAACUAAAUCUUUUGUGAAGAUCUUCAGAGGAACCCUCCUACACUUUGGACUUUUGUGUUGACUGACAGUAAUUGUUGAGCUCUUUUCAUGAUCUGAGUUUUGUGACUGUUGUCCCCCUUCUUUCUUUUUUGUGUGUCUGUGUGGGCAUCAGAUGGAGGAGAUGAUAAAAGAUAUCCGGGAAGUGUUCAUUAGUAACCUUGAUGAUCAGACCUGGAUGGAUGCAGAGACCAAGAAAGCAGCAGAGGAGAAGGUUUUUUUGUUGUUGUUGUAAUCCACUUUAUUUCACUCUCAAGGACUGGAUAUGAUGGCUUUUACACUUUGUUCACUUUCUUUCACUUCUUCUCUGUAGGCCAGAGCUAUUCGGGAACGAAUCGGUUAUUCAGACAACAUUAUGGAUGACCGAUACCUGAACAAUGAGUACAAAGACGUGAGUGUUUGCAAAGAUGUGAUUAUGACGGUUUUUCUCCCUGUGCUAAAUCAGUGUAACAGAGUACAGAGUGGGUUCAUUGUGGCAGCAUACCAAUUCUCUGAAAAAGCUCCCUGUGAAUUCUCGGCUUUCACGAGUUCAGCGAGAGAAUGUAUGACCAGGUGUUGAUAGCUCUCAUCACGGCUAAUCCUCCCAUUUCUCUGGCUGUGCAUGUGUUGGUGUUAGCUUGACUACAGUGCAGAGGAGUACUUUGAAAACAGCCUGCUGAACCUGGAGUAUGCGCAGAAGAAACGCCUGCGGAAACUCAGAGUUAAAGUCAACAAGGAGGAGUAAGUUUUCCCGGUGGGGGCAGAGUUAAAUCAAUGCUCAGGGAACAGACUAAUUUAGAAUUUCGCAGUAUUUUAAACUUGGAGUUAUAUUUGAAUCGCUGAUAACAUUUUUUUCUUUUUGCUUAUGGUGCUUGUGGUCUGACACACUAGCUUGCAUUUAGCACGGUGCAUUCACAUUCUCCCACACAAACUCCUACUCGCAGACACAGUUCAGCCUUCCUCUCAGCACAGCAGGAACUCUAAUGUUAGCACGUUGAUAUAACUCAGGUUAAUUUGAAUAUUCUUCAUUGAAUGUGAAUUGUGCUGCACUCUGGUGCUUUCUUCCUCUACUAUGCUGAGAUUACACCCUGUUUGUCUCCCUCAGGUGGGUAACCGGAGCUGCUGUUGUUAAUGCUUUCUACUCAUCCAGCAAAAACCAAAUAGGUAUUUUCACACUGGCACUUGCAAACAGAUUAAGCUGCUAAAACAUGUGCUGUUAGUCAAAAUUCAACAUUUGGUUUUGCUUUGGAGAGACAAAAAGAAUCUGCUUUUUUUUCCCCCCCUCUGCCAGUUUUCCCUGCAGGCAUCCUCCAGCCGCCUUUUUUCAGCAAAGGCCAGCCCAAAUCCCUCAACUAUGGUGGCAUCGGCAUGGUAAUCGGUCAUGAGAUCACACAUGGCUUUGAUGACAAUGGUACGACUUUCCACUGUGUUGCUUGCUAAUCCUCCCAGUGGUAGUUUUGGCAGCUCUAUUGGUGUUUGAGUAAAAUUAAAAAAAAAAAAAAAGGGAUUACUCUUUUCCGGUACCUAGUCCCACCUCAGAAAAAAAUGCUUUCAAAUGCCAGCUUUGUUUACUGUCUUGGCUUGCAUAACCCCAAUAAAAUUCCACCUCACUUAUUUUCAUGGGGUUAUGAAAAGUGAUGAUAUUUAAUCUCAGAAAUGCCAGGAUACUUUUAUACCACUAUUCAUAACUGCAGGCAGUCCAAAGCGCAUAAACACAACGAUAAUGAGAUAGAAAAAAGGUAAUUGACCUCGAUUACAGUGUUGCUUUUCAUAAAUGGAUAUUUGUUGAGAGCGUUUACACGUGUGCUUCUUGUUCAAGGUCGAAACUAUGAUAAGGACGGUGACCUGAAGAACUGGUGGACGCCUGAAUCCACUCAGAGGUUCCUUGACCUGUCAAAGUGCAUCGUCAAUCAGUACAGCAACUUCUCCUGGGACCUUGCCAAUGGACUUCAUGUAUGUCCAUGCUGCCCUUAACCCCUCUUUAAGUACAGGAUUAGAUCCAGUACAGCUCCACUCUUUUUCAGAGACUCAUUUAUUUGCUUUCUUUUUUUUUUUUUUUACCUUUGCUGGCUUGCCUUUCCAUCUUUCCUCCAGUUUUGCAGACUCAUAUGUCUCUAAUAUUAUUUGUGCUGACAUAUCGGUCCUUCUCCCUCUGUUUGUUUCCCCUCCCCUGUCCUGUUACUAUGAACAAUGCUUCUUUUAUACCCUUAGAAAAAUGACUUCUUGUAUCCCAAAGACUGAUAUCUGCUAUUUGUGGUAAUACAAAGGAAAAAUUACCGUUCUUCCUAGGUACUGUUUCCUAACAAUCUUUGUUGUCUCUCUCUCUCUCUCUGUGUCCUGUCUCUAGUUAAAUGGUAACGACACCCUCGGGGAGAACAUUGCUGACAAUGGAGGGAUUCGACAGGCAUAUCAGGUAAUGAGCCCGAAAAACAAAGGAGGGAACUCGGAUUAAGAGCCCCGGGUUAAAGAUGACAGGGGAUGACAUUCAGUCCACAGUUUGGUUCUAUCUACUGCUCGCCCGCAUUAAUGGAUGUGUCAUUUUGCCAGGUCACUGACUGGCUCAUUAGCUAUUGUAAACACAACAACAAAGAGCAUGGUGUCGCAGCUGAAUUCAGCAGUUUUGACCAGAGGCGCAGAGAAAGGGCGUGUGCAGAUUUAAAUGUGAAAGCAGACAAUAUGUUUUUCAAAUUAGAUAAACUGUAACACACAUCCCUUUUUAGACUUAUUUACACGAUCUUAAAGGGAUAUUCCAGUGUAAAAUUAAUUUAAGGUCAAACACACGGUAACACCGAGUUAGACAACCCCUCAAGAGAUGAAUGUUGCCGACUGCUUGCUUUUUCUAGUUAUACAAAUUUUAGUAAUGACCACACGGUAGCAAUACACAGCGGUCUGAGGAGCCAUAAAUAAACCUCAACCAAAACGCCACUCUAUAGCCACAAAUAAUGCUCAGAACAGCACCUAACUUCAUCAACAGUACAUAUAGGGUCAUAGCCAUAGUACUAGCCACCAAACAUCUUUUGAACUUUGUCUAAUUUCCUCAGCAAAGAGACUAAACACAACUCACCUACUCUCUUCCAGCAGCCGCCUGUUUGUAGCGAGACCUCAGGCAAGUCCAUUACAAACUGCUGCGGGUUGACACAGCCCAGGAAGAACAUUUAUGAUCAUUACUUUAUCGUUUACUUGAAGUAAUAAUCAUCAUUUUAAUCAUUUUGCACGGCAGACGCGGUAGUUCUUCUGCCUUAGUGUUUCAGUCUGAUCGUAUUUCCUUGAAGAAAUCAUCAUAAAUGUUCUUCCUUGAGCUGCGUCACCCCGCAGUAGUCCGUAAUGGACUGGCCUGAGGUCUUGCUACAAACAAGCGGCUGCUGGAAGAGAGUAGGUGAGUUGUCUUUAGUCUCUUUGCUAUAGAAAUCAGGCAAAGUUAGAAAGAUGCUGUGUAUUACUAUCUGUGGUUGUUACUAAAGUUGGUAUAACUAGAGAAGCAAGCAGUCGGCAACAUUCACAUCUUGAGGGUGCGUUUGACCCUAAAUUAAUUUUACACUGAAAUAUCCCUUUAAACUCUAAAUCUCGACUUUUUUAUGCUAGAAACAAUAGUGACAUGAAUAAGAUUCAAAAGUUUCAUGUUUCUUGCAUGCUAUGAUAACUCUAACAGAAACAUUACUGAAUGAAUCAUGUACUUUCAAGUACUUGUGCAAAAAAAUCUGUUUGUUGAAAUAAGUCAGGAUGAAAAUAAAGUCAAAGCCAGACUCCUACACUGUUUGGAUUUGCUGUAUGCUGUACAGAAUAAAUAUAGCCUCCCAUUAAGUGCCCUCUGGCACAGAUCAGUCUGGGUCUUUGGGCCAUGCAGUUAUUGUCUACAUUUAGCCAGAAAAAAUAGACUUUUUUGAGCAGAUGUUGCAAUAUUACAGCUGUGGGUUUGUGGUGGUUUGAAGCAGUAAAUGCAAAUGUGAAACGGUGAUAAAAGAAACAGAAUAACAAACAAAACUUGCACAAUUUUUAAUAGUAGGUUUCAGAGAUUUUCAAGCAUGGUUUUGGAUGUCAGCGAGAAAGGACAUGCUGGGGCAAAUUCUGUGAAUCCACAUUAAACUGGUCAAGUGUAGAGUAAUAUAAAACACUUUUACAGGAAAAUGUCUGAUUUUUUGCAUAUUUUAUGUUUUUUUAAAGUGAAGUUAUUAAAAAUCUCUGUGUUGGAUUCAUUCUGCAGGCCUAUAAAAACUAUGUGGAGGACAAUGGGGAGGAACCACCACUGCCUGGCAUCGACCUUACCCAUGAUCAACUCUUCUUCUUGAACUUCGCCCAGGUAGUAGCCUUUUGGUUGAUGAAAUGGAAGCUUGGAUGACUUAAUGAACACAUGACUAAUUAAUUGGAGAGAUAAUUAGAUGAAUGAUGUGGUUGAUUAAUGAAGUAUGUCUUUUUUCAGGUGUGGUGUGGAACACAUCGACCAGAGCAAGCUGUGAAUUCCAUAAAAGUAGACGUACACAGUCCAGGGAAAUUCAGGUAUGCUUGGAGGGAGAGUGAAUCCUUAAAAAUAAACCAGACAUCUGCUUCUUUUUCAUAAACUUUAACCCCAACUUCUAACCUCCUCUGAAUCUGUUACAGGGUACUCGGCUCCCUCCAGAAUUUCCCAGAAUUCGCCAAAACAUUCAGCUGCAACAAGAGCAGCUACAUGGUCCCAGACAACAUCUGCCGCGUGUGGUGAUCCAUGGACCUGUGGGAUAGGGACUGCUACGGCGUGGAUCACCCCUAUUCCUCUGCAGUACCUCCCCUCUCUGACUGUUGAAACACUUGUGUGAGGGGAUGGCUACAUGGAAGUGGAAGCUCCUCUAAGCUCUUUAAUGGAUGAACCAGGGCUGGUGGACUGACACUGCAGUAUGCACAAUCCUCUGAGAAAAGCAGUGGACUGUAUCCUGACAGACAGAAACACAGACUGUCUCUCCGACUCUGAUACUGUAGUUCUUUCAAUCAGCCUAAUUAUUCUGCUUCUCUCUGGUUACAGUUACUCCCUAUGUUUUACUUUUUUUUCUUCUCCUCAUUUCAACUCCGGUUUGUUUUUCGUUUAAUCUGCCAACACAUAUGUGAGUGCGUUUCAUACAUGAAGCUGUAAAAGUAGUAGAGAAGAGAGGGGCAGAUGGACAAAUGUGCUGAAACCCACUGGCAUAGGAAUACUCACUCCCACACAUACUUACACACGUGUAUCAGGGCUGAACCACCGUUUCUGUAUGUGGAACUGAGCUGAAUACCUCUCAUAAAACCUCAGCCGGUGUAAGCCUACAUCUACUUACUGAUUCACUCAACAAUGUACCCAUAAUGUACUCUUUGUUUAUAUAUAGAGCUAGAAAAGGUAAAUUAUGAUGGAAAAUUCUGAAUUUAUUUUAUCAAAUAGACAGUGGAUAUUUAACCGUGAUCACAUAUUACACAAUACUCUCCUAUAUUUAACUCUAAUGACUUAACUGCAGUUGACAGGCGGCCGCUGUUCAUUAGCAGUCUGUCAUAAUAAACCAAAUUGAAGUUUUCGCCUUUUCAGAUGACAGCUGGUCGUGAAUCAUUGAGCUGACAAUCGAAAAAAUACCAGACCCCUUUUUUUUAUACACUCACCGAGCCUCCUGUGCGUUUCUGUGUGGCUGUACAGUGUGUCUCUAUUUGUUUUGUCAUCAGAAUCACUGCCUACAGUUUGUCAAGCAAGCUGGUAUGCCUUACAUGAUCUGUUGUGAUACGCUGUGUGAGCGAGGGUACAUGUAUCUGCCAGAUAACAAGGGGUAAGACAGUGUAACAUUAAAGGGAUAGUUUGAUAUUUUACAAAUACUUGAAUUGGCUUUCUGGAAGAGAGGUAGAUGAGAACGCUUAAACCAGCAGCCUUUAGCAUAGCUUAGCAUAAAGGUUAGCAUACCCUACCAUUAUCUAAAAAAACUUGAGCGUUUGUUUGUCAAAUCCGGGUAAAAAUGUUGGAAGAAAGUUGUCAUUUGCAUUAACCAAAGAGCUGUUAUCAUCAAAUAUAGGCUAAGAUACUCUGUUUACAGCUUCUACAUAUAAAUGUAGAAUCUGUACCCAGGGUCAGGACUUUCAUUCUGGUUUGUUUUAGUAGUAUAGAGCAACCGAACAUCAGCAGGCUUUGAUACGAGCAGGGAAAUGAUCAGUAUGGAGAGCAAAAGCAGGUGGAGUGCGAGCUGUGGAAGUUCACGAACAAGUAUUUAUUCAUCUGUAAAAGCAGAUAUCUACAUGCCAGUCAGUUCAGGAUCAAAACUUUGACAUGAGUGAUACACCUGCUUCAUGUCGUGCUGCGAAAGCUAGUUAGCAUAUGGAUUCUCUGGAUCUGGAAAACAUCAGGACUCAUCAAACCCCAUUCACACAAGUAACUUACUGUCUACCACUGAGCUAAGACCCACAACAGACUGAUGAAUUGAUGGCACUGACUUUAAACAUCUAACCAUAGCACUGAGAAGGAAGUCUUGGCUUGGUGUCUUUUAACGCUGGUAGCUAGCCAAGAAGUUGGCGCCAGUUUCUGAACUUUUUACUUUCCUUUCCUGUCGGACAAUGGUAUAUGAUUGUUGCUAAGCAAUUUGAAGAUUGAAUCGAGGCAAAUGUACCGUAUUUUUCACACCAUAAGGCGCACUUAAAAUCCUUUUGGCUUGUCAGAGCAUUGCAGCUACCGCAGCCUCCGGUGCGCCUUAUAAUCCAGUGCGCCUUAUAGUGCGAAAAAUACGGUAAGAACUUUUGAUUCCAGUGAUUCCACUGGACUAAGCUCAUGGUCCCAUUAAGAACAUAAAAUAUGAAUUCAAUAACUCACUGGAAUUGUUGUCUGGUUAAGUUAGUUACAACUCUGGGACCAAAGCGAGACAUAUAAUCGAAUUUGGACACAGCAAUAAAGAAUGAGAUUUUCUGAAACAGAUAAUAUUUGAUGGAUAGUUGCAAUCUAAAGUUUGCAUAGCAGGACCCGGGACUUCUGUACCCUGUGGGUUAUAAUAACGAAAUAUAACAUCUUAAUUUGUAUGCUUCAGAUUUUACUCAACCUUUUCAUACGACUUGGCCAGCUGUUUCCAGAGUCUUUAGGCUAAGCCAAGCUAUCCAUCUCUGGCUGGCUCUCCAUAUUAAACAGACUGAUAUAGGAGUUGUUUGAAUAGAUUUAAGUUUUGGAAAAUGUGCCAAUUCAUGUACUCCGCCUGAUAAUAAGGGAAUAAAUCAAAAAGGUGUAGAGAUUUUUGGGUCUGAGCUUGGUUCAGCUUUCUGAAAAUGUGCCAUCUUACUGAUGUUUUUCUUGUUUUAGUGAACAAAUGUCAAGCCACAGAAUAUGACAUAGUUAAGCUUUCAUAAGGAUGCAUAUCUCUGUUUUAAAAGCAGGCAGAGUUGUGCUGAAUCACUUUGAACUUUUCAAAGUCUGUGCACUUUUCUAAAAAAAACCGAAGGUGAACUGAAGUCACUGGAUCCAAGUUUAGGAUUCAUUGUUUUAUAUGGCUUUAUUUUUUCAUGUUGAAUUGUACCAGAAGGCUGUAACAUCGUGAACUGUUGGAAUUUCUGCCUUUUGCCUUUUUUUACAGAGAAGUGCAAUGAACAAUACAUCAUGAUGAUCUAGCCUGUAGACAACACCAUCCAUGUCCAGCCUUUACACAUUGCCAUUUCUCCGCCUGUUAUUUUCCUCUCUUGUUGGCUUUCUUUCUCACUCUUUCCCCGGGCUUUUUUCUUUCUGCCUCUCACUCUUUCCCCAUCACUCCACCUGUAGGAAGACAGAUAUACCUCAGUUGCCUGUAUUUAGAUACUUUAUAAUAAUGACUGAUAAUCAUCUCGAGGAGCUUUUCUUUCAAAAUAAAUCUUUAAAUAACACAC